Coregonus sp. 'balchen' is the source of this 88559-nucleotide messenger RNA. The record is from the annotation of a GenBank genome assembly. Lineage: Eukaryota; Metazoa; Chordata; Actinopteri; Salmoniformes; Salmonidae.
AUGGGCACUGAGUGUGCUCACCAGGCCGUGACGUGUCGUCAGAGCGGCGAGCUCAGAGGAGACAGGGCUAAUGUCUGUUACUGGGUGUGUGUGUGUCCGUUCGCUGCAGGGCGAGUGCCAAGUGCAGUGAUUAGAUUAUCAGUGGGUCAAAUGAGGCCCUUUGAUCAGCCCUUUUGAUGUUGCUUGUCUUCUGGUACUGUUUUCAAACCGUACAAUAUAUAUUUUAGGCCCGCCUGACUGUAUGGAACAGUCAACCAUGUCCAUGCCAGGCUAUACAACUGACGUCUACAGUUCUACACUACAUAGUCUGCUCACUGUGUGGGUUUUUAUACCAAAUCUUUGCAGUUCACUCUGCAACAAGAAGUGGAAGGUGUCAUGGAGGAACCAGGCCAGCUUGUGCCAGUGUUCUGUUGUAAUUUGAGGAAACUAAGAUCUGUUUUGAAUGGCAGCUUCUCACCACCAACCAUAAUAACACUGCUGCCGGCCAGCAUGUCCUGUCACUGGCACAAUCACUAUCCGACCCCUCAGGGCCUCAACACAAUGGAUGUAUGGGACAGCCUGUGUGCAUGCGUGUGUGUGUGUGUGUGUGUGCAUGCUUGUGUGUGCGUAUGUGCGAGGCACUCUUAUUCCAACUUUUAAUUAAACACCAGGGUUCCUAAAGCAUGAUGAAUGCACGCUGUCAUUGUCAACAGCAACACAGCAACACGUCGUCUAGCAAUAUGUAAUUACUGCAACCGCAGAGAGGAAGGGAGAGGGAAAGAAAAUAAAUAGAAAGACACGAGGGAAGAAGUGUGCAUGUGUUUGGUUGACUUGAGGCCCCAGUCCAGGGUAUACCCACAUAAAACAUGACUCGUCAGUACAGCCAUGGCAAGUAGCAACUGACCGUAAGAAAGAAUACAAAUAUUGACUUCCUUCCCCCAACCCGGACCAGGCCAGGCAGAGACCAAGCUGAACUGAAGCUGGCAGACCCAGGCCAGCUCAACAAGGUUGGCAGGGGUGUGAGGAUCCCUGAGGGAGAGCCGGCCUGGGCUAUUUAAAGGAGGUGUAUUUGUGAGUGGUAUAGGAGAAGAUGUGCAUCUUGGAAAGGAAAUAGAUAUGCAAUAAAAUGGACCCUAUAAUAGACCAUGUAAUAAUAAGACGAACCAUUAGUUGUUGUUUCUUUAGUUGCUAGGAGACCAAGUAGAAAAGCAGGGACAGUAGCCUACAGUAUGUCUACAGAAAGUGAUAUUUUUAAGUAGCUUAAAUCGACCAUAGAACACCACUAUGGAUAGUACAGUAUCUAUUGUAUGACCGGUAUGACCUACUUGACUAUGAACUACUUAAUGCAUAGCGCCAGGUCAGGAUAGCUUAGCUAGCCUCUGUUCUCCAUAGGCAGUAGAGCCCCUGCCCCAGCCUCUCUGAUGUGUUUGACUUCAUGGAUGGGAAGGGAACAUUGAGGCCCACCUCCAGAAUCACUGGCUGGAGCUUUUUUCACUGCAGCCUGGGUUAGGGCUGUAGCUGGGCUGGGAUGGGCUGGGGGCUCCCCUCUAUUUCAGUAUCUAACUCAAACUGUGAUGUCACCUUUUCACUGUGAGUAAAAGUGUAGCUCGCAAGGUAGUGAGUGACCCACCUUGGCUGACAGUGUAAUUGUACUUGUGUGUGAUUGUCCAAACGUAUGGAUUAAUGUGUAUUUGUAUGACAAGUGUUGACGUAAGUGUGUGUCUGACGUGCACAUUUGUGUUAUAGACAGAAAGUGUGUUUGUGUGGGUAUGUGUGUGUGUGAGUGUGUGUGUGGGCAUAAGUGUGCAUGAUUAUGCCUGCCGUGCCUCUUGGUACAGUUGUUAGUUUUAGUACAGACCACAAUUGAGAUAUGGAAAUAUACCCCAUCAUUUGUACAUGGCUCUGAAUUCAGCCACAGUUAUGUUUCUCCAAUGUUUCUCGAGUUUCUUUCUCCAAACAUUGAUCCAAGGCCUGCCUGAGGGAAAUUGUUCCCAAACAGUAGCCAAGCAUAACUCUAAAUUAAUCUCAAUUCCUUUUGAACAAGGCAACACCACCAAAGGAAAAACCCAUGCAAAUUUGGCCUUGUGUACAUUAUGUUGCUGAAAAAUAGUGUAAAUGUCCACGCUGUGGUUCCUGUAUGUCAUCCUGUGGUUAAACGAACAGUUGUCUCUCUCUGUUCCAGCGUACUACAGAGCUCUGGUGAACUUCACAGACUCCAUUGUGUACAGGCCUGACAUGGAGGACAUCUACUCACUGGCUUUCCAGGAGAUUUCUGAUGCAGUGGUGGACACGGUAGGCCUAUUCUAGAACCAUAUACUGUAUACUGUGUACUGUACACGGUAGGCCUAUUCUAGAACCAUAUACUGUAUACUGUGUACUGUACACGGUAGGCCUAUUCUAGAACCAUAUACUGUAUACUGUGUACUGUACACGGUAGGCCUAUUCUAGAACCAUAUACUGUAUACUGUGUACUGUACACGGUAGGCCUAUUCUAGAACCAUAUACUGUAUACUGUGUACUGUACACGGUAGGCCUAUUCUAGAACCAUAUACUGUAUACUGUGUACUGUACACGGUAGGCCUAUUCUAGAUAUAGUGCACAGUAGACCUAUCCCAGAGCCAAAUAGAUACUCUACACAGUAUGCCUAUCCCUCCCUCCCCAUAGGGGCCGUAGCCUACACAGGCCAGGGCAGGAUUCUCACACCUUGCAUUCCACUGCCAAGUCAUGUCUGUCAGAAGGUCAAAUACUGUAGAUCAUUUUAGUAAAUAUACUUGACUGUACAAUAUACUACUGUACAUCAACGUAUGUAAGAACACUUGUUAGGAAAGUUGUUAAACUUGUUAAAACAUGUUGACAGAAAUGCAUCUCUUUGCUCGUUUGUAUUUUUCUCUCUCUUCCACAGUUGGAGUCAGAGUACAACAAGAUCUCAGGCAUCCAGACUGUAAAUGUGGUCCUCAUCAAGUAAGAUCACUGUUCACCUCCAGCUGCUGUUACUUACUUUACUUACUUAAGCCUGGGUGUAACAAAGGUGGUUCGGAGAACCAUGAUCGCGUGAUGAGUAGCCUUGUUUGAGAUCUGAAGACUUAUGUUGGUUCCCAGAGCUAAUGCUGAGGCUUCAUCUUAGACUCUCCUCUGGUUGGUUCAGCAAACACAGUCUACAAGCUGCGUGUAACUAAUCAACGUUCUUAUCAUGAGAAAAUCUUGAUAUGCCCCGGCCCACAUUCAUUAAAACCUGAGCACUGUACCAUUCAAUUGAAAUUUUUGUCAUUUAACAGACGCUCUUAUCCAGAGCGACUUACAGGAGCAAUUAGGGUUAAGUGCCUUGCUCAAGGGCACAUCGACUGAUUUUUCACCUAGUCGGCUUGGGGAUUCGAACCAGCAACCUUUCAAUUACUGGCCCAACACUUAACCGCUAGGCUACCUGCCACCCCAAAUCGUUAUUGUCAUCACGUCCCUCUCUAACAACCCCCUCUGUUCUGUCCUGGUCUGUUUAGGAAGAUGCCCAGGCAGAAUGGGGUGGAUGUGUUUGUAGAGCUUGACGUGGGCUCUGACUACAACAACAACGAAAAUCAGAUCCGCAACGUGUUGUACGGAGUGGUGAAGGAGGGAACCAUCGCCUCCUACAUCACCUCUGUCCAGGGCUUCCAGUUCAGACGCCUGGGAGAAGGUAAGAACCACAGGGGAUAAUGUUUACUCCGCAUUGUCAGGGCUGUCCAGAAUGCUUACAUGGCCAAAUGUACGCCAUCCAUAUAAGGAAGUUGUCAAAUGUAUGGCAUCCAUUUUAGGAUCUCAUAUCUCAUUACAAUCUUUCAAUUAAGCUGGGCUAGCCAGCCCAAGGCUUCAAGCUAAAAAGGGCUAGGUGGUGCCCUCUUUUCACCAUUCUUCUUCACUAUUUUGAUUUCCCCUCUAUAAGUCUCCCCUUCAUUCCGGCCUAUUUCUGUCAAUAAAACAAUACAAUACGAAAGAAAGAAAAAGGAGGGCUAGGUGAGUCCGAGGUAGUGUCCUUAACUUGUCUCUCUGGUUUCUAGCUCUGCCCCCUGUGAACCCCAUGGCUGUACCAGGUUUGUACUGUACCAUGCCGACCUGGGUUCAAUGCUAUUGGAAAUCAUUUAAAAUACUUUAGAUGGGUUUGAUUGCGCAUGCAUGGCGCUAUGGAACCAAUAGAAAACUAGCAAAAGAGCAAAACCCGCCCAGCUGUCACUCCAGGCAGGCUGAAGGAAAAGCUAAAAGUAUUUGAAAGUCGUCAAAUAGUAUUUGAACCCAGGUCUGGUACCAUGCCUGCUGCACGGAGACUGCCAGAGCUGCUGUAGAAACUAUAUGACUGUUCUGUAGCCCGUGUAAAAAUGCAGAAUGCAGCUAUUUCUGGAUGAUGAUGAGCAUGAAUAUGAUGACGACGAUUAGCUCUUUGGAAAUCUAUAAGAGUUCAUGCAGGAAUGUUAUGCAUGUGUGCACCUAGAGUAGAUGUCGGACAACGUUUUGGUUUUGGACUGCCCAAGAGGACUGCAAAGAUUUUUGCAUGGCAUGAGUUUAGUUACAGAUAUUGCUUUUUUCUAAAAAACACUUCAGAGUUUCUGUAGUGUGUAAAUCUUCAGAGUUUCUUCAGAAGGAUCUCAAUUACCUAACGAACAAGGCCAUGUCCCACCUACGGUACAGUACAGUAAGCUGUUAGACCUUUGACAAGCCCCAGGCCCCAGCAUGACCUGCAGUGACCCAGGAGGGUCAGUGGAGGCUGGUGAAAGAAGGAGGGCUCAUAGUAAUGACUGGAAUGGGAUGAAUGGAACGGUAUCAUACACAUGGUGUCUGUGAUUCCAGCCAUUACAAUGAGCCCAUCCUCCAAUCCCGAUAUAAAGUGACACCAGCCUCCACCGUGGAAGGUCCCCUUGUAUUUCACCAGAUUUUUUAACAGCAAGUGUUGUGUUGUGUGGUGGCCUUUUAGCCAUGCAUGUCUGACCCUUGAACCCCCACCCCCCUCCCCCGUCUCUCUCAGUGGUCCCCAACCUUCGGCCCUGCAUGAAGGAUGAGCACACGUGUCAGGAUGGGGGGUGUAUCCUUCUGGAAUACCUGUGUGACAACAGACCUGAUUGCAAUGACAUGAGUGAUGAGCUGGAUUGUGGUGAGUGGAAAUGGCAUUGGUGUGGUGGAGUGCAGUGUGGAGUAGUGAAAAUGGCAUUGGUGUGGUGGAGUGGAGUGUGGAGUAGUGGCAAAGGAUCUGCACUUUGUUGUAUCCUAAAGAGAGAAUCAUAUCUGGAUAUUGCCCUGACAUGGCUGACAUGGCGUCUAACACCAUGGCGUCUACAGCCAUAUCUCAGGGCAACUCUGGUUAUGGCUGUAUGAACAGUAUUUAUAAGCUCUUUUUGAUGUUGAUCUUAUCAGAUAAGAUCCGGCCUGGACCAGUGACCCCCACCCCUCCCACCACCACCCCCAUCAAGAAGCCCCCACGCCCCCCUGGGCCCCCUGACCCCCUGGGGCCCUGCAAAGUGGACCAGGCCACCUGUCAGAAUGGGGAAUGUGUCCCCAGAGACUACCUUUGUGAUGGAGAGAGGGACUGCUCUGACGGCAGCGACGAGUUCAGAUGUGGUAAGCAUCAGGAACACGCACUAAGACUAGAAUAGAGCCCUCUGUGUGGCCUUUUCUAUCUCUCCUAUUCAUCAUCAUUCUUUCACACACACCCACACACGCACACACACACACACAUGAUCAGUCACAAAAGCUUUGCAUCUGCUUCAUGUAAACACACCUGACCAAGGUGUCUGAGUGAAGUACUCCUCUGAUCAUGCCCCUCUGUCUGUCUCCAGGCACUCCCUCUCCCUGUGAACCCAAUGAGUUCAAGUGUAAGAACGGCCGCUGUGCUCUCAAGUUGUGGCGCUGUGAUGGAGACAACGACUGCGAGGACAACUCAGAUGAGACCGACUGCCGUGAGUUCCACAUUCAACGUUUAUUGAUUGAACACUAAAGGACUGUUUUUCUAGUCCUGGACUAAAAAGCACUUUCAAUUGGGAGUUUCUGUAUCGGGGAACUGGCCAUACAUUUUUACAUGAAUGAAGAUUAAGUAAUUUUCUAUCUCGUCUUGUGUUCCAGCCACCAAAGGUCCAGGUGACACGUGUGCCCCAGAGCAGUUUGUGUGCCUCAGUGACCGCACCUGCAUCCCAUCUAGCUACCAGUGUGAUGAGGAGCCUGACUGCCCUGACCGCUCGGAUGAGUACGGCUGCAGUAAGUCCCUGAUCAUGACCAUCAUACCGUCUCUCUGACUUUGUCCCUGUCUCUGUCUGUCUGUCUUACUUUGUUCUGUCUCGCUCUCUCCCUGUCUCUCUCAGCCUAUCUUUCUCAUUCACUCUUUCUCUCCCUCAAAACCUCACUCCCCCCUUCUCUCUCUCUCUCUCUCUCUCUCUCCCCUCUCUCUCUCUCUCUCUCUCUCUCUCUCUCUCUCUCUCUCUCUCUCUGUGCACCCCCCUGCCUCUCACCUGUAUAGUCACCCUGUGGGACCACUGCAGUGACUCCAUUCACACUGUGGUGACAGAGACACGGUGCAGAAUUGUCCAUCCAUGGCAAAGAGUUUCAUUUUUUUCUGACUUUCCAUCAUGUUUGUGCCUCACAAAAGAGAUUGAGUCCACAAAUAAACCACUGCCCUUUUAAAUUGUGGUUGGGUAGUUGGGACUUGUUUUGAAAUGUGUGUGUGCCAUCAUGCGUCACGCAGUGCAUGCAUACUUGGCUUUAUAGAUGCUCAUAUUGUUGUUGUUUUCUUGUAACUUUCCCUUUAAGCUCCUCCCACAGUUACCAGUCCCCCGGAGGAAUCUAUUGAGGCGGAGCGGGGGGAGACGGUAACUUUCAGCUGUGUGGCAGUGGGUGUUCCCACCCCCAUCAUCACCUGGAGGCUUAACUGGGGCCAUAUCCCCAUCAGUGGCAGGUGAGUUGGUACAGUCCUCCAACUCCUUCCAACCCUGUCUGGUUCACCCCAUAACAGCUCUUAUCACAAACUUAGUUAGACAUUUAGGCCAAUGGCCCCAUCUUGAAUGACCCCAGCCUGAAUCGAUGGAAUGUUAAGUUAUAUUUGAAAAUGUGUGUGUGGGCAAACAUUUGACUCUAGAAGAUGAUAUUGAAGUUGAUAUGCAUCAUAUAAUAUUUAAUGUGGAGUUCUGAACCCCUCAGUUGCAUGAUACAAGUGGCUUCUCUUUAAACUCUGAUGCCAUUAUUUUACAUUUUAGUCAUUUAGCAGACACUCUUAUCCAGAGCGACUUACAGUUAGUGAGUGCAUACAUUUUCAUACUGGCCCCCCGUGGGAAACGAACCCACAACCCUGGCGUUGCAAGCGCCAUGCUCUACCAACUGAGCUACAGGGGACAUUAUGGAAGAGAGUGUUGAUCUGUGCAGUGAUAGCUUUGGAAAGAAAGCCGGGUUUAAUUUGUGGGAUUGUGUGAAAUGAGUGUUGCGUAUAAUUGAUUGGAAACAGUCCAUAACGAUUUUGAAAUGACUGAGGAUUUGUCUGCUAUCCAAUCUUGUUAGCCCACAAAAUGCAGCAUUUCGUGCAUUGCUGUUUAAGCACUGUCAUAUAUCUACAGACAUGUCAUGUUUGAUUUGAUUCAGAGGUGACUCAUCUUUCAAACACUUCUGUCAUUAAGUAUUGAGUUAUUCAAUUAUUGCUUUGUGGCUAAUCAUGUCCAAUAACAGAGAACUCAGCUUACUGUACAUCCAUUGAAUGGAUGUUUGUUUUAUAUGGUAAAGUGCUAUAUUAUCUGUCAAAAUAAACUCCUACAGAGAGUUAACUAAUUCAAUCACUAUUAAAAAAUACCAUACUGAAAGCCUAAAGUUGCAGAGAGUAGGCUGUAUGGCAGUUCCUAUAGCAAUAUGUCAGUUCAGAAAAGAGAUUUAGAGUCAUAAUAUUCCUUGUCCUCUAAAAGCCCUUUAGACACUCUAGUGUUAACUUUGAAAAGUGAAUCAUCACUGUUGUGCUAGAGGAGAGUCGAACACAGGCUUCAGUAUUUGAUGUGGUUGAAGCAUCAAUGUAAUGUCAGCAAUGUAUAUGUAUCUGUCUUCUCAGGAUCUCAAUGACCAGUGAGAAUGGGCGUGGCAGCCUGACCAUCCGUGACGUAAAGGAGGCGGACCAGGGGGCGUACACCUGUGAGGCCAUCAACGCCAAGGGCCUGGUGUUUGGUAUCCCUGAUGGGGUACUCAGCCUCACACAGAAACCAGGUAUGUAUUCUAUAGCCUGAUUCACACUAUAGGGCCAAGCCAUGCCUAGCUGAACUGAGCUGUCCUGGUUAUGCAUGGUUCCAUCGUAGCUGCUGGGACCAUGCUGGAAAGGACAUCCAUCAUAGCUGCUGGGACCAUGCUGGAAAGGACAAUGUGAAAAGGAAAGAUCAGAGCCAGCAGGGUAUGGUUUGUGUUGGCUCUAUAGUGGGAAUCAGGUAUUGUGUGGUACUCUUCCCUAGAAUGAGCCAACUGUAUAAAGGCUAUCUAUUGCAUUAUUUCAAUAAGAAAAUAAUGGCUUUGUGGGUUUAUGAAAUGCCUAAAAUGUUAUAUGUCUGUCUGCACCUAUUUGCCUGUUCUAUGUCUAUUUAAUGUCAUCCUCUCUGUCAUCGUCACCAGGAAACUGUCCCGAAGGUCACUUCAGUGUGGAGGGACGUUGUAUCUCCUGCUUCUGCUUCGGCAUCACCAAGAACUGUGGGAACACCGGACGCUACCGAAACCAGAUCAAUCUGCGCUUCACUGACGAGGACGACUUCAAAGGUAAUGGGCAACACUAAAUAUUUAUGCCUGUCAUACAUGUCAUGGUUGAUGUAAUUUUUACUUAACUAAACAUUUAGUGAAAAGGUCAAGACAUUUGUAAUUGAUUUUACUGAACAUAAAGAAGGUCUUAAAGCAUGAAAACAUUAGUUUAUACACUACCAGUCAAAAGUGUGGACACACCUACUCAUUCAACGGUUUUCCUUUAUUUUUGCUAUUUUUUACAUUGUAGAAUAAUAGUGAAGACAUCAAAACUAUGAAAUAACACAUAUGGAAUCAUGUAGUAACCAAAAAAGUGUUAAACAAAUCAAAAUAUAUUUUAUAUUUGAGAUUCUUCAAAUAGCCACCCUUUGCCUUUAUGACAGCUUUGCACACUCUUGGCAUUCUCUCAACCAGCUUCAUGAGGUAGUCACCUGGAAUGCAUUUCAAAGAACAGGUGUGCCUUCUUAAAAGUUAAUUUGUGGAAUUUCUUUCCUUCUUAAUGCGUUUGAGCCAAUCAGUUGUGUUGUGACAAGUUUGGGGGGGUAUACAGAAGAUAGCCCUAUUUGGGAAAAGACCAAGUCCAUAUUAUGGCAAUAACAGCUCAAAUAAGCAAAGAGAAAUUACAGUCCAUAAUUACUUUAAGACAUGAAGGUCAGUCAAUACAGAACAUGUGGUCCUCUGUAGCUCAGCUGGUAGAGCACGGCGCUUGUAACGCUAAGGUAGUGGGUUCGAUCCCCGGGACCACCCAUACACAAAAAAGCGUCUGCUAAAUGGCAUAUUAUUAUUAUUUCAAGAACUUUGAAAGUUUCUUCAAGUGCAGUCGCAAAAACCAUCAAGCGCUAUGAUGAAACUGGCUCUCAUGAGGACCACCACGCGAAUGGAAGACACAGAGUUACCUCUGCUGCAGAGAAUAAGAUCAUUAGAGUUACCAGCCUCAGAAAUUUCAGCCCAAAUAAAUUCUUCACAGAGUUCAAGUCACAGACACAUCUCAACAUCAACUGUUAAGGGGACUGUGUGAAUCAGGCCUUCAUGGUCGAAUUGCUGCAAAGAAACCACUACUAAAGGACACCAAUAAGAAGAAGAGACCUGCUUGGGCCAAGAAAAACGAGCAAUGGACAUUAGACCGGUGGAAAUGUGUCCUUUGGUCUGGAGUCCAAAUUUGAGAUUUUUGGUUCCAACCGCUGUCUUUGUGAGACGCGGUGUGGGUGAACGGAUGAUCUCCGCAUGUGUAGUUCCCACCGUAAAGCAUGGAGGAGGUGUUAUGGUGAGGGGGUGCUAUGCUUGUGACACUGUCUGUGAUUUAUUUAAAAUUCAAGGCACACUUAACCAGCGUGGCUACCACAGCAUUCUGCAGCGAUACGCCAUCCCAUCUGGUUUGGGCUUAGUGGGACUAUCAUUUGUUUUUCAACAGGACAAUGACCCAACACACCUCCAGGCUGUGUAAGGGCUAUUUUACCAAGAAGGAGAGUGAUGGAGUGCUGUAUCAGAUGACCUGGCCUCCACAAUCCCCCGACCUCAACCCAAUUGAGAUGGUUUGGGAUGAGUCGGACGGCAGAGUGAAGGAAAGUCAGCCAACAAGUGCUCAGCAUAUACAUUUACAUUUUAGUCAUUUAGCAGACGCUCAUAUGUGGGAACUCCUUCAAGACUGUUGGAAAAGCAUUCCAGGUGAAGCUGGUUGAGAGAAUGCCAAGAGUGUGCAAAGCUGUCAUCAAGGCAAAGGGUGUCUAUUUGAAGAAUCUCAAAUAUAUUUUGAUUUGUUUAACACUUUUUUGGUUACUACUUGAUUCCAUAUGUGUUAUUCCAUAGUUUUGAUGUCUUCACUAUUAUUCUACAAUGUAGAAAAUAGUAAAAAUAAAGAAAAACCCUUGAAUGAGUAGGCAUUCUAAAACUUUUGACCGGUAGUGUACCUAAUCACAUACAACCUGCAUUAACAUUUAAUUAGAGAUUUAAAAUGUUGAUGAGUAACACUAUCUAUUAUCCACUAACAUAGUAAUGAUGGACUGUUGUUUCCCUUUGCUUAUUUGAGCUGUUCUUGCCAUAAUAUUGACUUGGUAUUUUACCAAAUAGGGCUAUCUUCUGUAUACCCCCCCCUACCUUGUGACAACACAACUGCUGAUAGGCUCAAACGCAUUAAGAAGGAAAGAAAUUCAAGAAAUUAACUUUUAAGAAGGCACACCUGUUAAUUGAAAUGCAUUUCAGAUGACUACCUCAUGAAGGUGGUGGAGAGAAUGCCAAGAGUGUGCAAAGCUGUCAUCAAGGCAAAGGGUGGCUACUUUGAAGAAUCUCAAAUAUAGAAUAUAUUUUGAUUUGUUAACACUUUUUUGGUUACUACGUGUUAUUUCAUAGUUUUGAUGUCUUCACUAUUAUUCUACAAUGUAGAAAAUAGUAAAAAUAAAGAAAAACCGUUGAAUGAGUAGGUGUGUCCAAACUUUUGACUGGUACUGUACAUGCAAAACAUGAAUGUCAGAACUGUUACGAGAAAACUCUCUCUUAUUUCAUUUUCCCUGCAACCUCCCUAACUCCAGGAGUGAACGUGACUUACCCCUCUCGGCCGGGCACCCCUCCUCUCUCCUCCACUCAGCUCCUCAUCAACCCAGAGGAGGAGGAGUUCCAGCUGGUCGACCUAUCACGACGCUUCCUCAUCCUGGACUCGUUUUGGACACUGCCACGCCAGUUCCUGGGCAACAAGGUGCGGCAUCAUCACUACAUCACUUCCUGCUCUGCACUACUUUGGUCGUGUUCCCCUGCUCAGACGUUGCAUGCAUCAACCGUCGGGCACCAUAUGAUGUGGUUAGCUGAUACUCAAAAUACCUAUCCAGGUGUUGUAAGAUCUGGCAUGCAUCAGCAACCUCUGAGCAGAAGAACACAACCCUUGUCUCUCCAAUGACUCACCUUGACAUCAUGUUGAAAUUAGCUUACACUAGCAAGAUAACUACUAUAUUAAUUAUACAUGAAAUGCACAUCUGAAAGUGUCAGCACACAGAAAGUGUGUCAGAAAUGUUUACGUUAUAUUCAAAGGAAAGAAGCCCACACUGCUUGUAUCACACUUAUUCAUGGCUUAUGUUUCAGCCUCACAGCCCUCGUCAGAGCUUUGUCUGGCUUAUAUAACUAUGAAGUUAAUACAUCGCCGGUAUGUCUGUUUAUUUAGAUUGGCUCCUAUGGAGGGUCCCUGAAGUACAAGGUGCGUUACACGCUGGCCCGUGGUGAGACUGAGCCUGAGGAGAAACCAGACGUGGUCCUGACCGGGAACGGUCAGAGACUGGUCUACCGCAGGGGCAACCCCACCCCCUCCAGAGAGGUCAACCAGAAGGAGAUAAAGUUCUCUGAGGUGGGUCCAUCUGCUAACAACCACCCCACUUUUAGUUUAGUUUGGUUCAUAUACUCUUUGUCAAGAUCUUUAUGAAUAAAAUAAUGUAACUGUCUCUAGUCCUUAUUUGUACAGUAUAGUAGGGUUCCCCAACUGCCGGUCCACGGGCCAAAUUUAGCCCACGGGGUGAUUUUAUUUGGACCCCCAAGUUUUCUGAGACCACCCCACACACACUUUUUUUUUGUUGGACAUAAAAGACUGUAAAAACACCAGCAAAUCAGCUGCAAGUGAUUUGAAUUUUUGAAAUCUGUUCCAAGGUAUUCCCACGCAUAAUAGAGAGAUAUACAGUAUGUGAUCGUAUACGAAUGUAAGCAAGGUUCGAAAUGAUUAUGUUUUAGUCAAAUAUUAUAUCUAUUUGGGCUUCUUGCGGUCAAUUUGCAGUCAACAAAUUAUUUGUAGAAAAAUUCUGCUGAAUCUAAUUGAUGAUCCCUGCAGUAUAGGAUCAGUGGUUUAAGAUAAUUUGUUUAUGUCUUACAUAUGCUCUGGCUGACAUGUUGCUGUCUAGGCCUUCCAUGUGCAGUAAAUGAUAAUUGUUUUAAAUGUAGCCUAGCCGUCUAGGCCUUGUAUGAUCAUGAUCAAUAUCUGACUUCAGAUGGUUUGUGUGUGUUCUUGUAGGAGAACUGGCAGCACUCGUCGGGUCGCCAGGUGUCCCGUGAGGACCUGAUGAUGACGCUGGCCAGCCUGGAGAGCAUCAGCAUCCGCACCGUCUAUGACAACCACAUGGUGAGCGUGGCGCUCAGCGACAUUGUCAUGGACACCACCACUGUGGAGUACAACAUCCAUGGCAACGCCAAGGACGUGGAGGAGUGCAGGUGAGAUCCCAUAGACUGACUUCAGCCGAGGUUAAGAUUUGGAUUGGAUGUCGUUUGUCAUCGCUCCAUAGAGAAGUGACUUAAACCGUGGUACCGUUUUUUGUGACAAAUUAUCCCUAAGAGAAGGUGGAGUGCUUAGAACCUUUUAGUGCCUGCAACUUUUCGUAUAUUGUAAAUAAAUUAGCAUUGCAUUGUAUUGUGUUUGAAUUGUAGGAUAGUUUCUGUGGUCAGUUGUAAUGGCUUCCAUGGUGUGUGUUCCUCCCAGGUGUCCCCCUGGCUACUCAGGACUGUCCUGUGAACAGUGCUCCACUGGCUUUGAGCGUGUGUCUGGAGGGAACUUCCUGGGAUCCUGUGCUGGAUGUAACUGUAACGGACACGCCAGCGCCUGCGACCCAAUCAGUGGACAAUGUCUGGUGAGGACUCCUUUCAACACAACGUUAUCAUUAUACUAAAGCCUGGCUGUGAAUGACAAAGCUUUCAAGUUGUAUUCAAACUCAAUGUCUUUUAGCUGUAAAUUGAAUCUGUUGCAAGUGUUGCGAAUGUCAAGUAAACGUGUUGAGUUGGUGGUUCUCACAGUCAGUGACUGAUUUGUUAAACUGACUGUAGUAGCUGUUUACAAAAGUACCAGUCAUAUGCUGCACCUUAUUUGUUAAAUGACCUGUGGAUAAGUGUACAAAUAUAGAGCUAGUAACUGAACUACGUUCCUCUCCGUCCAUCAGAGCUGCCAGCACAACACUGAAGGUCCUCAGUGUGACAAGUGCAGACCAGGCUACUUCGGUGACCCCAGACGAGGUCGCCCCGAUGACUGCAAGCCAUGUCCCUGCCCAUACACCGAGACAUCCCGCAGGUGAAGGAUCACAAUGAGGUCACACACACACAUAUAUACAAAGACAUAUACACACACACAUAUAUACACCAGUGUUGGGGAGUAGUGAACUACAUGUAGUUCAACCAGUAAUUAAACUACAUUUUGCAAUAGCUUGGUGGGAGUUUAACUAAAUUCAAAUCAAGGUAGUGUUUUCAGUAGUUAAUUACUUUUUUGCCAUGUAGCGGUGUAGCUAACUACUGCAAUUACACGCUACUGUUUUUGCAAAAAGUAGGCAAUAAUUUCCUUUCAUUUACGGUAUCAGACCUGCAUGAUUCUCACUAGAAACAUAGUUAUUGUGUUUAAUAGGCACAUUUCUACAUUCUGUUAACAUAUGACCCUAAAGUGAUCUGAUCUUGUGAUUUGCAGUCUGACAUUUCAGAUUUACAUAUGAUCAUUUUGGGAUGUAGUGAACUAUAAUUCUCUUAAGGGUAGCUUUAGUGUAGCAUAACUUCUUGCAGUGUGAAGUAAUUGGUAGCUUGGUUAGCUAUACUAUCAGAGUAGCUUCCCCAACACUGACACAUACACACACACACACACCAUGGGAGAUAGACAGACAGAGAGAUGGAAAGAGCUUUUUCACACAGCAGGUUUACGUCCAUGUUGGGUAGAUUCACUGAGCACUCCAGAAGAACUCUGGGCUUAUUCGUUCAUUGCUGGUGUUGUCAACUUGUGACCCCUCUCGCUACCCAUUAACUGGCAGCUGUAGAUAUUAAUGUACAGAUCCUGUGAUGUUUGUUUGUGACUCCCAGGUUUUCCGACACCUGUUUCCUGGACCAUGACUCCCAGGCCACGUGCGACGCCUGCAAGCCAGGCUACACCGGCCGCCGCUGUGAAAAGUAAGGAAGGGACAUCACACCCUUUUACCUCUGCACUGUCUUUAAAGCAGUGCUAGCUUUACUGUAUAUGGAAUAGUUAUAAAAGCUGUUGAUGAAGAUGUUUGUGUUUUUUCCCCAUAGGUGUGUAUCUGGGUACCAGGGUAACCCACUGCAGCCCAAUGGCAAAUGUUUUCCAACCCGUGAGUGUUUCUUGUUUUUUUGGGGGGAUGGAAUGUACAUUGUUAGGCUUGAAUGUGUUAGGAAAGUUAUUCACCUGGACGGUUUUACCCAGAGACAUUUGUACAUAUACAUUAUGACUCUGCUUUAUAGUGCAUGCCAUGCUUUAUGUCCUACUGUACCUUUAAGAGCCUUGUAAUUAUUAACAUCAGUCAUACCUGCUAAGAAGGUGUCGUCAUCAGCCUGGUAUGUUGAGUGAUUGUGAAGGGGUUAGAGUUGGUGGAGCAACCCCAGGUGUUGAUCCAUAUCCAUUUGUCAUCUCCACUCCCUCUCUCUCUCUCUCUCCCUCCCUCCUUCAGCAAACUCAAAGUGUGAUAUUAGAGGAACAGUGAAUUCCAACAGCAGACCAUGCGCCUGCAAGGUAACACACUACGUGGCCUACUGUAUUUCAUUAUAAUGGCUAUAGUUUGAAUGGGGCUUUAGAUUAGAUGUAGGAGUUUUGAUAUGCUGUAGUAGAAGAUUACACUCUCAAUCACCAACAUUUUAACUCCAUUGUCUAUUCAUAGAGACAGUCAUAAACUUGGGCCUGUUUAGCUUUUGCUGCCAUUAUACAAUCAUCUUUUAUGAUUAUAGACAGUGAAUGAUGAACCAGUUGGACAGCCAGGGAUACAUGACAGAUGUGCAUGGCUGAUGUGUUCUGUGUGUUGCAGUCCAACGUGGUGGGGUCGCAGUGUGACGAGUGUAAGAGCGGCUCCUUCCACCUGACGGAGGACAACCCAGAGGGCUGUCUGCAGUGCUUCUGUAUGGGCGUCACCAAGCAGUGUGCCAGCUCCACCUGGAGCCGAGACCAGGUCAGUAGCCUGGCCGUACUACUACUCACACCAGCCAACACACACUACCUUUAUAGGGCAUGGGAGCUAGUGGACGGGGGACACAUUUAGGGAUCCGAAAAUAAAAGGAAUGUACACGCACUGGCCUUAGCACACCUGGGCAUGGGAGUAACCAUACUAUACCACUCCUAACAGUCAGCCAACAGACAAACAGGUUUCUACUGCGAGCCGGGAGUUUCCAGCGCUGGUCCUGGAGAGAUACUGGGUGUGAAGGACAAGCGCACUUUCAAGUAAUCAGCUAAUCAUGGUGUUUCACGAUUUGCUGAAUCAAGCGUGUUAGUACUGUGAGUUGAAGAAGCAUGCUCUACAGUUCAUGGGAGAAGUAGUGGAGACACUUUAGGGGUCAGGAAAUACAAGGAAUGUACAAGCACAUCCCAAACCACAGCAGUGCAUUGAGCCUGUCUUAAUGCACCUGUGCCCUUUUAGCUUGUACUUUGAGGAGAGGUGUUAUGGGUCUAAAGUGUGUUUGUGUCCCACAGGUCCGUGGCGGUGUGAACGGUCAGCUCUUCUCCCUCUCCAACAGAGCCAAUACCAGAACCAUCACAGACGGCAUCGCUCAGAGAGGCUCCUCAGAGGUGGCGUACCGAUCCUUCUCUGACAUCCCCAACGACAUCUACUACUGGGUCCUACCAGACAGCUUCAGAGGAGACAAGGUGAGAGAGGGGAGAGAGUGGAGACAAGGGGAGAGAGUGGAGACAAGGGGAGAGAGGGGAGACAAGGGGAGAGAGUGGAGACAAGGGGAGAGAGUGGAGACAAGGGGAGAGAGGGGAGACAAGGGGAGAGAGUGGAGACAAGGUGAGAGAGGGGAGAGAGUGGAGACAAGGGGAGAGAGUGGAGACAAGGGGAGAGAGGGGAGACAAGGGGAGAGAGUGGGAAGGGAGAGAGUGGAGACAAGGGGAGGAUGGAGACAAGGUGCGAGGUGGAGACAAGGGGAGAGAGUGGAGACAAGGGGAGAGAGUGGAGAGAGUGGAGACAAGGGGAGAGAGUGGGAGAGAGUGGAGGACAAGGGGAGAGGGAGAGAGUGGAGACAAGGGGAGAGGGGAGAGUGGAGACAAGGGGAGAGAGUGGAGACAAGGGGAGAGAGGGGAGACAAGGGGAGAGAGUGGAGAGAGUGGAGACAAGGGGAGAGAGUGGAGAGAGUGGAGACAAGGGGAGAGAGUGGAGACAAGGGGAGAGAGUGGAGACAAGGGGAGAGAGUGGAGUGGAGACAAGGGGAAGAGAGGGGAGAGAGUGGAGACAAGGGGGAGAGGAGGUGGAGACAAGGGAGAGAGUGGAGGAAGGGGAGAGAGUGGAGACAAGGGGAGAUGAGCAUGGAGAGAGUGGAGACAAGGGGAGAGGAGAGUGGGACAAGGGGAGAGAGGUGGAGACAAGGGAGAGAGUGGAGACAAGGAGGAGAGAGUGGAGACAAGGGGAGAGAGUGGAGACAAGGGGAGAGAGUGGAGACAAGGGGAGAGAGUGGAGACAAGGGGAGAGAGGGGAGACAAGGGGAAAGGGGAGACAAGUGGGAGACAAGGGGAGAGAGUGAGACAAGGGGCGAGUGGAGGUGGAGAAGGGAGAGAAGGGGAGAGAGGGAAGAGGGGGAAGACAGGGGAGAUGAGAGACAAGGGGAGAGAUGAGUGGUAGGAGGCUUUGACUCUUUUUUUACACUUACAUGUAUUUCUCCUCUUACCCUGAGAGUAGACUAUAGGGACAGGAGAAAUUGUCAUCAACUUUUAUUUUUACUGAGUAGUCUUCCCUCUGGAAGCAAGGUGUGAUUUAAAUGUGGUCAUGCUAGAUUUCACCGCCCACAUGCUCUCUCAACAUGUGAAAACUAUAAAGGCUUUACAUACCUAAACAAAGAGAAGCUCUCUACUUCUGGUUUGAGUUCAUGGUCAUGCACAUGUCAUCAUGUGAUCCGUGACCUAGCUAGCCUUAGAGUCUCAUGGAGUGAAAUACCUUUCCACCGUGCAUUAAAGCGGGUGGUUGUUGUAGAAUCUUGAACGUCUCUUUCUGACAUGUUGUUACCAGGUGACAGCCUACGGCGGGGAGCUGCGCUACACCGUGCGCUACGAGCCCCGGCAACACUCACUGGUGAUUGACAGACAGCCAGACGUGGUUCUCCAAGGCAAUGGCAUCUUCCUGGAACACUUCUCCCAGAUUAAGCCCCGCCCCCGCGUCCCCGCUACUGUCACUGUCACCUUCAGAGAGGUGGGUCACUGUGUGUGUGUUUGUGUGCGUGCGCUCAGGUGCGCACAUGUUUUUUUUAACUGAUUAUAAACCGUUUGUAAUCUUAACAUCAAAAUGCAAUACCAUGUUGUCUUCAUUGAUAAUCUUGUAUAAAUGACCUAAUUAGAUUACCAUUAAUUACCAUGACCUAAUCUUGGCUAUAAUCCCAACUCUAAUCCUGAGUUUGCCAUGGCAGAGUGUUGCACUGAGCCUUGUUUCUCUCUCCCUGUGUUUCCCCCCUACCAGUCUGCAUGGAGGCGUGUUGAUGGACAGCCCUGUACUCGUGAGCACCUCCUCAUGGCCUUGGCUGAUACUACUGUCUUCAUGAUCAGAGCCACCUACGCUGGCAACAUGGCUGAGACCAGGUAAAACCGACCGGGUGCCCUGUUGAGAUUCACUCAAAAUGAUUCCACAUGAUGGGGAUUCUAAAGAAUCAUUAGGAAACCGCUCUCAGUAUGAGCUACUGGAAACACCCAUGUGGCUGUUGUUGUUAUUGUUGUUGUUAGGGUUGUUGUUGUUGUAGUUGCCUCACCUGUGUUGUUGUCUGUUGUCCAGUCUCUCAAACAUCCGGAUGGACAUUGCAGUGCCCCAUUCCACAGGCAACGAACCGGCCCUGGACAUGGAGUACUGUGCCUGUCCCCAGGGCUACAAGGGACCAUCAUGUCAGGUACAGUACACACGCACACAUACCACAAAAUCAAUGUACUGUACAUCCUGAUCUUAUAGUUCCUCCUCUGUUACCUCUCCUAGUUGUAAAGUUCCAGUGUGCUCACUUUGUUCUAUGGUACAGUAGACAUCUUGGAAAGAAACACAGAGUGGAAAUCUUAGAGCAUGCUGUAAUGGAACAACAAGACAAUCAACUGUGCUACAUGCAGUGUUUUCACUACAUGGCCUGUUGUUUUCCCAUGUCUUUCCAUCUGUUUCUAUACAGGAGUGUGACGUGGGCUACACCCGUACAGGCUCUGGGCUCUACCUGGGUACCUGCGAGAGGUGCGACUGUAACGGCCAUGCCAGCGGCUGUGACCUGGAGACAGGCGCGUGCUUGGUAAGUCACACCACCCUCCUGUUGUAAUUUAAGUCAGUAGUACAGUACUACAGCUGCACUUGGCUUUGAAGUCUGCUAUGGAAUGUGCUAAUGGUUUCUUGGCGAAUCUCAACAUGUGGAAACAGAUUCAGAACACACAUGGGCUCAUAAUAGGAUUUCACUGUUCCAUGGAUGGAUCCACCACUCUCUCUCUUGCCUCUCAUGCGUCUCCCUUUUUUAGCAAUGCCUUCACAACACGGCCGGCCCAAGGUGUGAGCGCUGUUUGCCAGGUUUCUAUGGCAACCCUGUGACGGACGGACCUCAGUCUUGUCUGCCCUGCCCCUGCCCUGGCACUUCUCCCAGCAACCAGUGAGUUCACUCCUCCUCAUGUACUCUACAGCAGCGAUUCUCAACUGGUGGGUCGCGUCCAAAAUUUGGGUUGCGGUAGCUUUUGAAUGGGUCGAGGGUCUCUGAGUAUUUAUUUUUAUGAAAAAAUAAUCCAGUCUGAACUUAAACGACUAAAUGACAAAAUAAUAAUUUAAUCUCUGUACUAUUUUUCUUCAAUCACAGUAUAAAAUGCUAUUAGCAGCUCUAUUCAGCAGAUUUGGUUGAUUUUGUGGUCUCAAACUAGUGACCUUAUAAAUGAUUAUAUAAUAAGAAUCUGGGCAAAAUUGAAUUAUUUCCUUUGUCAUAUAAUUGCUGCAAUGUCUCUAGAACUCUAGCUCCAGAUUUAUCCUCUUGGAAAGAUCCUUAAUCUAUUUAUAAACAUGUGUCUAUUCACCUGAUGGUCAACCUCAUAGAGAUCAUAUUUAAUUCUGUGGUCAACCUGCUCUUUGCAAAGACAUUUGAUCUGUCAGUGACUGGUCAUGCAGUUCCAUUGUUGUGUCAGCUAUGACCCUGUUAUUUAUAAUACAGAGUAGGGUUGUAUACUGGCUUACGAGACUGAUACAAGUCUCUUCCUUCCCUGCAGGUAUUCUCAGUCUUGCUACAAGGAUGCGGACGGUCAGCCCACUUGUGAUAACUGUCCCCCUGGCUUCACUGGCCGGCGCUGUGAAAGGUAAUACUCCCUCCAUCUCCACUUCCAUCUCCACCUAUCCCCUCCAGCCUUAAGGUCAGCUGUUUACUGGUCAGUGGUCUGGGGAUACUGGGCUUGCCAAAGCACGGAAAGCAGAGGUGACUAGUCUGGCACCCACUUGUUUCCUUUAUAAAAUGGGUAUAGUAGCAUGUCUGUCUGAUUGCAUCCCUCUUUCAACCAGUCUUUCCAACCAGUCAUGAUUGAUAUGUGAGUGUUAGUGGAAUGGUAUGGGAGAAGCAAAUCUCAAACCAACGCCACCCAUUCCAGUUAGUUAGUAAAGGUUUCUCUGGGUUGGGUUCGGUCUCCGCAAUAGCAGUGCUCUUUAUGCUAUUUGAGAGGUCAAUAUCUGUGUUGGAUUAUUGCGCUUGGCAAACGGACAUUGUAUUUAUCAAUGGGCAUUUUUGUUUUAAAAAUGUGUCUGGUGUUCCAUGGGAUUACACAUGUAAUAAUGAGUUGUGAUAUUACUUUUCUUGUCGUAAAAGCCAACAAGUGGUGAAACCAAGUCUUUCGUGUUUGGACUUGUAGUUGUGUCCUGAGGAAACUUUAUGUCACAUGGUUUUUGCUUUCUUUCCUUUGCCUUAGCUUGAGUGCUUUGCCUGAAGUUUCUCAGAGUCUACUGCUUUCUGCUCUAGCUGCUUGUUAAAAGGUUUAGAAGCUGUGGGCUAAUGCUGUCAGUCUUUAUUCCUGGGCUAUGUUGACAUUAUUCUCUCUCCGAGGCAUAAAUCUAGAGGUGGCAUUUCUAAUGUCAUGUCUGUUUGACGAAUCUUUGCUACUCAAUGUGCAAAGAUGACGAUGUGGUGACUGGUUAAACAAACAUUGGUAUGUUUUGAUAAGUUGACCCUGCCCUAUGUCUGAUUUUAAUGUUUUGAUCAUUAAGAACACAAGACAGUUGUGUGGACCCAUACCUGCAAGAGGACUAUGAGGAUUUCCUCCCGCCAGGUUGUGGUGAGGCAGUGUUCAACUUUAGCCUGGAGAAACAUGUGGUGCCAGAGGGCAGUGGAGACGAGGAGGAGGGGGAGGAGGAUUAUGAUGAGGAGGAGGAGGACACACACUAUAGCCCACAGCCAGACGAGGAGCAGGAGGAUUAUAAGGAGGAUAUAGACUAUAGCCCACAGCCAGACAAGGAGCAGGAGAAUUAUAAGGAGGAUAUAGACUAUAGCCCACAGCCAGACAAGGAGCAGGAGAAUUAUAAGGAGGAUAUAGACUAUAGCCCACAGCCAGACGAGGAGCAGGAGGAUUAUAAGGAGGAUAUAGACUAUAGCCCACAGCCAGACGAGGAGCAGGAGGAUUAUAAGGAGGAUAUAGACUAUAGCCCACAGCCAGACGAGGAGCAGGAGGAUUAUAAGGAGGAUAUAGACUAUAGCCCACAGCCAGACAAGGAGCAGGAGGAUUAUAAGGAGGAUAUAGACUAUAGCCCACAGCCAGACGAGGAGGAUUAUAAGGAGGAUAUAGACUAUAGCCCACAGCCAAACAAGGAGCAGGAGGAGACAGACUAUGGUCCGCAGCCAGAGGAGGAGGAGGAGGACACUGAAUACAGCCAACAGCCAGAUGAGGAGGAGGAGGACACUGAAUACAGCCAACAGCCAGAGGAGGAGGACACUGAAUACAGCCAACAGCCAGAGGAGGAGGACACUGAAUACAGCCAACAGCCAGAGGAGGAGGAGGAGGACACUGAAUACAGCCAACAGCCAGAGGAGGAGGACACUGAAUACAGCCAACAGCCAGAGGAGGAGGAGGAGGACACUGAAUACAGCCAACAGCCAGAGGAGGAGGAGGACACUGAAUACAGCCAACAGCCAGAGGAGGAGGACACUGAAUACAGCCAACAGCCAGAGGAGGAGGAGGAAAAAGAGGAGGACACUGAAUACAGCCAACAGCCAGAGGAGGAGGAGGAGGACACUGAAUACAGCCAACAGCCAGAGGAGGAGGAGGAAAAAGAGGAGGACACAGAUUAUAGCCAAAGGCCAUACAUUCCCACACGGUGGCCAUCAAACAUCCCCACACGGAGCCUACUGUCCACUACCAGCCACCGUACCCAACCCACUCGCCCUACCAUCCCUACUCGCCCUACCACUCGCCCAGCCGCUCACCCUACCACUCCUACUCACCCAACCACAACCACCCCCAUAGCUGACAUGGUCCAAGUCCACCUGAAUAGGACUGCACCCAGGGUUCCAUCACUGAACACGCCCAGCCCUGAGGUUAGAGAGCACAGCUUCCAGUUCCUAAUGAGGCUUCACAUGAACCGCUUCAACCAGCGCCUCAGCAUGUUGGAGAGCAACACCCUAGACAUCAAGGAGGGUAUCCAGGCCAUGAGGGGCCAGCAGAGCAAGCUCAGCACCCAGCUGGAGACGCUGCAGUCACAGUCUGCCCUGGAGAAGAAGGAGAGGGUGGGCAAGCUGGAGAGUAGCUACACAGACAUGGAAACUCGUCUGAGAAGGCUGGAGGGUCGUCUGGAGAUUGUGAUAGAUGGGUUUACUGCCCUGGCUCAGGAGAUGAACAAGGUGAAACGCGUCAGACAAAUAGCACGGUCUGCUAAGGAGGCGAUGGCUCUGCCACCAGUCUCCACAGCCUUAGUGCCAGGUGUUACCACAACUCGACACUCCUUCAGGACUUCUCAAUUAACAACCGUGACAACACUGAGAUCCACUGUCGGGACUCAAUCCACAACCACCAGGUCACAAACUAGAGCCACAGUCCCCAAAAGCUUACCCAUGCCCCGUCUCCCUGCUAAGAAAGCCAUGAUAGCCCGUAAGUCCACCACCAAAACAGUCAAACAAACUACAAAUCUUCAAACAACGGUCACCACAAAGCCCACGUCCCAAACAGUCAAAAACAGACAAACUACAAAACCUAAACCAUUAACUAGAUCCACUAAAAGUAAUGUAAAUUCAAAGUCCAGCCCAAGACAAAAUACUACCCUAAGUAAACCCAGGACUAGCUCUAGACCACGUAGUACAACAAAUCCUAGCACUAGACCACGUAGUACAACAAAGCCUGAAACAAAGACUACGAUGGCCAAUAAGCUUCAUGUGACAGCUAAUAAGCGCUCAACACAGACACGUCAAUCAAAACCAAGGCAAGCUAAAGAAGACCUGGCUAACACUCAAUAUCAGCUGGCACCACCAUCCCAUAAACUUAAGCCUCCAACACAGGUGUCAAAAAAUCCAACGUCAUCCAAGUCACGUAAUGAAGCUGCUAAACAGGAAAAGGAUGCUUCUCGUGCUAGGAGCAAUGAUAAAAUAUACAGUGCCUUUAGAUCAGUUGCACCUGAUUCAAAGAUUCAACCCAAUGUUAAAAUCAAAGAAACAGUUGUCAAGAAACCAUCCCACUCAAACAAUGGUAACUUUAGACCUAAUGGAGAAACCACUGCUCCAGACUCAUACCAGUUGGCCCCACCGUCCCACAAAGUCCAGGAAGUGUCAAAAGCCAAAACAAGUUACUCCAAGAAAGUUCUCACCACCACGUUGGCACCCACCAAAACGACCUCUUCUUCAAAGCGUUCCAGGUUAACAAUGAAGAGUAAAGUCAAAACUACUCGUUCCAAGAGACCCUCACAGAAGAAGAAAUCCCAGCCCCAGUCCAAUGUUCUGGACCUGCUCAAACUAGUUCAAAGGAAUUAUCAAAAAUCAUCCCAAAAGAACAAGAAACAGAAGCAAGAUGGUUCCGAUGGUUCUUUUCACAUUGUUCUAGGAAGGCUGGCCAUUCCCAUCAAAAUUAUCCCUGAUUAUUAGGUACAUUUAUAUAUUUUUUUUAACUUGAACUAAUUUCAACAUGUAUCUAAAAGAACCUGUUUGUGGACCUGAUAUUUAUGCUUAUUUUUAUAACAUAUUUUUUAUCUAUGGAAUAUGUCAAAUUAAUGUUUUUGAUAAAGGACUGCGUGAGUUUGAGAGUAACUUCUUCAUGUACAGGCAACAUUGUUAUUGUGUUUAAAGGUGCAUCAUGAAAUAAUAUACAGUUACCCUAUUCAAAGUUGUACAUUUACAAAAGUUGUUUGGUGCUAUUUUGCUUGAGCCCAGUGGGUCAGACUACCUCAAGACGUACACAUGCAGUAUUUAGAGAGUAUUACAUUUCAACUUUCAGAGCAGAAUUUAUAAAUAACCCCUAUUAUACAGACAAAUUGUACAUGUCAAAUUGGUUUAGCACAAUAAUGCAAGUACAGUGCAUUUAGAAAGUAUUCAGACCCCUUGACUUUUUCCACAUUUUGUUAUGUUACAGCUUUAUUCUGAAAUAGGAUUUAAUUGUUUUUUUCCCUCAUCAAUCUACACACAAUACCCCAUAAUGACAAAGCAAAAACAGGUUUUUAGAAAUGUUAGCAAAUUUAUAAAGAAUAGAAAACUGAAAUAUCACAUUUACAUAAGUAUUCAGACCCUUUACUCAGUACUUGGUUGAAGCACCUUUUGCAGCAAUUACAGCCUCGAGUCUUCUUCAGUAUGACGCUAAAAGCUUGGCACACCUGUAUUUGGGGAGUUUCUCCCAUUCUUCUCUGCAGAUCCUCUCAGGCUCUGUCAGGUUGGAUGGAGAGCGUCGCUGCACAGGUGUUUUCAGGUCUCUCCAGAGAGGUUGGAUCAGGUUCAAGUCCGGGCUCUGGCUGGGCCACUCAAGGACAUUGAGACUUGUCCCGAAGCCACUACUGCGUUGUCUUUGCUGUGUGCUUAGGGUCGUUGUCCUGUUGGAAGGUGAACUUUCGCCCCAGUCUGAGGUCUUGAGCGCUCUGGAGCAGGUUUUCAUCAAGGAUCUCUCUGUACUUUGCUCCAUUCAUCUUUCCCUCAAUGCUGACUAGUCUCCCAGUCCAUGCCGCUGAAAAACAUCCCCACAGCAUGAUGCUGCCACAACCAUGCUUCACCGUAGGGUAUUGGCCAGGUGAUGAGCGGCGCCUGGUUUCCUCCAGACGUGAUGCUUGGCAUUCAGGCCAAAGAGUUCAAUCUUGGUUUCAUCAGACCAGAGAAUCUUUUUUCUCAUGGUCUGAGAGUCCUUUAGGUGCCUUUUGGCAAACUCCAAGCGGGCUGUCAUGUGCCUUUUACUAAGGAAUGGCUUCCGUCUGGCCACUCUACCAUAAAGGCCUGAUUGGUGGAGUGCUGCAGAGAUGGUUGUCCUUCUGGAAGGUUCUCCCAACUCCACAGAGGAACUCUGGAGCUCUGUCAGAGUGACCAUCGGGUUCUUGGUCACCUCCCUGACCAAGGCCCUUCUCCCCCGAUUGCUCAGUUUGGUGGUUCCAAACUUCUACCAUUUAAGAAUGAUGGAGGCCACUGUGUUCUUGGGGACCUUCAAUGCUGCAGAAAUGUUUUGGUACCCUUCCCCAGAUCUGUGCCUCGACACAGUCCUGUCUCAGAGCUCUAUGGACAAUUCCUUCAACCUCAUGGCUUGGUUUUUGCUCUGACAUGCACUGUCAACUGUGGGACCUUAUAUAGAUAGGUGCGUGCCUUUCCAAAUCAUGUCCAAUCAAUUGAAUUUACCACAGGUGGACUCCAAUCAAGUUGUAGAAAUAUCUCAAGGAUGAUCAAUGGAAACAGAAUGCACCUGAGCUCAAUUUCGAGUCUCAUAGCAAAGGGUCUGAAUACUUAUGUAAAUAAGGUAUUUCUGUUUUUUAUUUUUAAUACAUUUGCUAACAUUUCUAAAAACCUGUUUUCGCUUUGUCAUUAUGGAGUAUUGCGUGUAGAUUGAUGAGGGAAAACAUCAAUGUAAUCUAUUUUAGAAUAAGGCUGUAACGUAACAAAAUAUGGAAAAAGUGAAUGGGUUCGAAUACUUUCCGAAUGCACUGUAUAUGUAUACCAGUGGAGGCUGGUGGGAGCAGCUAUAGGAGGACAGGCUCAUUGUAAUGGCUGGAAUGGAACAAAUGGAACGGCAUCAAACACAUCAUACGUACGGUAUGGAACCCACCUUUGACUGUGUUCCAAUAUUUCCAUUCCAGCCAUUACAAUGAGCCCGUCCUCCUAUAACUCCUCCCACCAGCCUCCACUGAUGUACAAUACAGGACUGUCAGUUAAGUAUUUGAAGUGAGUUUGCCCAAGCUUUCGUCCCUAUGUUCAUGUGUAAAUCUUUUUUUUUUAUUCCAUCUGCUAUUAUUAUUAGAUGUCUAUCGAUAUGAUUGUGUAUGUUAAUGUAAUCCAUUAUUAUGGUGUAUUAUGUACUUUAUAGCGUUCAUUCUGCCCUUGCUGCCUUGUGAUUGUACUUUAAAAGUUUUUAAAAAAGUUUUUUAGUUUUAGUUUUUGUACAUAACCUGAAUAGCAACAUGAAGCAUGUAAAAUGUCAACCCAUUUCUUUACAGCAACAAUAUCCAGAUUUGGCUUCAUCAUGCAUUGGUCAGAUAGUUUCCAAAAAACGUUUUAGCUUCUUACUGUAAAGUUAGACUGGACAGGUUUUUCCAAAGUCCCAUUGAAGCUGUGCGUUUGUUGGCUGUUCAACCGUGGAGCUUCCAGUGACAAGGUAAGAACUGGAGCAGCAUGGGUAGCUCUCCCCCAGGGUAGCUUGGCCUAUUGGGCUCUUUAGCUGGACAGAGCUUUGGUGGAUGGACGUAGUGCCUCAGCUUGCUUGGGCAAUGGGCAUCAUUCUUCUUAGUUUCUCAGUCUUAUAUCAUGAUGUGAUAUGAUGCCUCUUUCUGCACUUAGACUUCAGUUCUCCUGUUCAUUUUCUCUGCUCUGCUCUGCUGUCUUUAUCAAGGUGUACUUUGGUGACACAUUCUUUUAAAAUGGAAAUGUAACUUUAAUGCAGCCUUCCUCAGUUCGUCUUCUAGCAACCUACGAGAGGAGAGAUGGUUUCAACAUUUGACCCAUGUUGAGAGUUGUAGCAUUGGCUGUGCUUUGUCUAUCUCCACCAUCGGCAAUACAUACAUAUCUUUUAGCCUCUUUUUGCAUCUGGGAAACUCAAAAGCCAGUGGAUUUUCAAGUGGUGUAUCAAAGCUGUAUGUGUCACUAUGUGAUCGUGAGUAGUGUUUAAAAAAAAAAACUCAUAAUGCAGGGGACCUGGGGGAUACCUAGUGCUUGAACAAUGGAAAUCCACAAUGAAUAAAUUGUUGAUGUUGGCUAAUAAUGUGACAAAUCUAUUGUAUAGCUUGUAUACAUCAUGCAUAGUAUUUUACUGGCAAUGUAUUUUCAUGUGUCUAUUCUGGGCCAAGAGUGUGCUGCGAGGACAAGCCUCAUCAUGUAUCUUCACACAGCUCAACCAAUUUCCUGCCCCCAUUGUUCCUUCCCUGUAUGUAUCCUCGUUGACUGGAAAUGUUUGUUUUAAAGUGUACCUUUUGGCUGUUCUCCAUUUCAGAUGUGCUGCUGGGUACACAGGCAACCCCCAGCUUGGACAAAGGUGUAUCGUUGGCAACAAUGAUCUCAAUGGUAGGUAUAUAGAUUAUUCAAUUAAAUAUAACUUUAUCGCCUCAGGGGCAGUGUUAGUAGUGCUAACAUAUUGCAGUUAUGUACAUUAUAAAAAUAAAUAAAAAAAUUAUAGUAUUUGGUGGAAUGAAGGCACACAGAGUGAAAACCUCAGCUGUGGCAUGUUAACAGGUAACUGCUACAACUGUGACCAGAGAGGAAGUGAAGGAUGCAAUGGAAAUGGUGUGUGUCGCUGCAAGGUACGUUUUUCAUAAAACCACCAUCCGCAUUGACAUCCUCCAAUAUCCUUAUCCACUAGUUAUCGCUCUAAGUUUGUCCCAUAUAAAUAGAGUUACUAGAAUGGCAUUCCCAUUCAAGUCAAUGUUCUAUUUCUAUGGUUAGUUCACCUCUCACACUAUAUCAUUGUGUUACCAGAUGAACGUUGAGGGCCCUGCUUGCUCCGACUGUAAGCAGGGAACCUUCCACCUCAGCACAGGCAACAAAGAUGGCUGCCUGUCCUGCUUCUGCAUGGGAGUCACUCAGCAGUGCUCCAGCUCCUCCCACUACAGAGACCAGGUACCCAGGCAACAAGAACUAGGAAACUACUUCCUUAAAAACAUAUAUGAGUAAAUAUAUGAAGAGAGCACUUUGAGAGUAGCCUGGCGCUGGUCCCAUAUUUGUUUGAGUUUGACGUGACAAUGACCAAUUAAGGAGUUGGCAAGUCAACACACAAACAGAUACUUACAGCUUUGUUGAGAGCACUGCAAUUGCCAAUAAUGUUCUACUGAACUGAAUAAACGGAUUACAUUUUCUGACGCUUUUCCUGUCUCUCUGAGUGUGAUUGGUUGAUCAUCCCUUCCUGUGUGUCCUGCAGGUGUCGUCCGUCUUUGCCCCAGGUAACUUCCAGGGCUUUGCUUUGGUCAACCGGCAGCGCACCAACCGUAUCUCCACCGGCUUCACCGUGGAGGUGUCCACCGACGGCACCCAGCUCUCCUACAGCAACUUUGACUACCUGGGCCAGGAGCCCCACUAUUGGCAGCUGCCCGGGGCUUUCCAGGGGGAUAAGGUGAGUCCCAGUUGAUGAUCUGGCCACUGUGGCCAUCAGAGACGAUACAAACGCUGUCCCAACGUCUACUCCCACUCUCUCUCUAUAUGGUGCAAAGUGGCUUCUUUUCAUUCUGAAACCUCUAGCAUUCCUGCUCCUAACAGCGCUUAAAUGCUCUCUCAAUUUCUGCCUGAAUGUCUGUGCUGGUCUUUGCUGUGAAAGGAUUUGCUAAAUGAGUUAUCGUAGAGAACACUAAGUUUGAGGGCCAAUCUCAUAGUGGGAAUUGUAGAAACAGAGUUUGGUUGUAUGCUCCAUGAAUUUACCAUCUAUUACAGGGGUUAGAACCUCAUCAGAAAGCAUUAGCCAUAGCAAUCUCUGAGAUAGUCCGUACUGUACUGUUUGUUGAUGCACAUACACUACCGGUCAAAAGUUUUAGAACACCUACUCAUUCAAGGGUUUUUCUUUAUUUUUACUAUUUUCUACAUUGUAGAAUAAUAGUGAAGACAUCAAAACUAUGAAAUAACACAUAUGGAAUCAUGUAGUAACCAAAAAAGUGUUAAUCAAAUGAAAAUAUAUUUUAUAUUUGAGAUUCUUCAAAUAGCCACCCUUUGCCUUGAUGACAGCUUUGCACACUCCUGGCAUUCUCUCAACCAGCUUCACCUGGAAUGCUUUUCCAACAGUCUUGAAGGAGUUCCCACAUAUGCUGAGCACUUUUUGGCUGCUUUUCCUUCACUCUGCGGUCCAACUCAUCCCAAACCAUCUCAAUUUGGUUGAGGUCGGGGGAUUGUGGAGGCCAGGUCAUCUGAUGCAGCACUCCAUCACUCUCCUUUUUGGUAAAAUAGCAGUACACAGCCUGCAGGUGUGCUGGGUCAUUGUCCUUUUGAAGAACAAAUGAUAGUCCCACUAAGCCCAAACCAGAUGGGAUGGAAUAUCAAUGCAGAAUGCUGUGGUAGCCAUGCUGGUUAAGUGUGCCUUGAAUUCUAAAUAAAUCACAGACAGUGUCACCAGCAAAGCACCCCCACACCAUAACACCUCCUUCUCCAUGCUUUAAGGUGGGAAAUACACAUGCGGAGAUCAACCGUUCACCCACACCGCGUCUAACAAAGACACGGCGGUUGGAACCAAAAAUCUUACAAUUGGACUCCAGACCAAAGGACACAUUUACACCAGUAUAAUGUCCAUUGCUCGUGUUUUUUGGCCCAAGCAAGUCUCUUCUUCUUAUUGGUGUCCUUUAGUAGUGGUUUCUUUGCAGCAAUUCGAACAUGUAGGCCUGAUUCACACUGUCACGACUUCCGCAGAGGCUGCCUCCCCUCCUUGUUCGGGCAGGUUUCAGCAUUCGGCAUCACCGGCUUACUAGCUACUGCCGAUCCAUUUAUCAUCAGGCCAUUUGUCUUGUCUUCAAUCACACACACCUGGUCCUUAUCCCUCAUUAGUCAUUGUAUAAGUGUUCCCUCUGUUUCCUUGUCUGUGUGGGUGAUUGUUUAUUGUGGAGGUUAGUGAAGCUCGGUGGAGCUCGUGUAUUUUGUAUCGAAGGGAGUAUUUUCCCGUGUGCCUUGUAUUUUCCAGUGCACCUGUUUUGUGCCCUGGAGUGUGUUUGAUGCAUUUCUGCGUAAACCAGUAUUUUGCGGAUUAAAGCCUGUUAUUCUGUGAUUUAUCCUCCUGAGCCUGAUUCCUUCAACACCACAACAUCACAGAAUCACCCACCCGAAUAUGGAGUCAGCGGGAGAAGAGCGCAUGCCUGGAGUCAUGGCACGGGUCCAGGAGCAUUCCACGAUGCUGGCCAGCUCUGUCGAGACCAGCUGGCCAACCGGAUCCAGCCACCUACACCCCAGCACCCGGAGGGAUCCAGAUAUCCCGACCACGGGCGUUUGAUGGGACGACGGCGCUGUGCCAGGGAUUCCUCCUCCAAUUGGAGCUUUAUUUUGCCAGCAUCAGGCCGGAACCAUCGGAGUGGGAGAAGGUGUCCGUCCUCAUUUCCUGACUCUGUGAGAAAGCCCUGGAGUGGGCCAACGCGGUGUGGAACGAAGGAGGAGCCGCAAUGGAGGACUACAGGGAGUUUGCUCGCCUCUUUCGGGCGGUCUUCGAUCACCCGCCCAAGGGUAGAGAGGCGGGUGAGCGACUGGUCCAUCUGAGGCAGGGGACGAGGACCACGCAGGACUUCGCGUUGGAGUUACGGACGCUGGCAGCGGGGUCCGGGUGGAACGAGCGGGCCCUGAUCGACCAUUUCCGGUGCCAUCUGCGAGAGGACGUCCGACGGGAGCUAGCCUGCCAAGACACCAUGUUGUCCUCCAACGAACUGGUGGGCACGGCCAUUCGUUUGGACAACCUGCUGGCAGCCAGAGGACAUCCUGGUAGGGGUCUGCCUGUUUCCACCCCGGACGACUCAGAUCCCGAGCCGAUGGAGCUGGGUGGAGCCACAGGCCGAGAGAGCGGAGGAGGACAGCGACAGUGCCACCCUGGUGGCACGAAGGGACAAUACACCACACGUCGUAGUCUACGUUCUUUUCGCAUCAACCCAGGUAUCGAACACCCACACUCGUUCAGAGCCCUCUGCUGUGCACUGUAAAAUACACAUCUCCUUUCCUGAGCACAUGGUAGUUCCCCAGUGUAAGGCGCUAGUCGAUUCAGGCGCAGCUGGGAACUUUAUGGACAGGGCAUUCGCACACCGUAUAGGCAUUCCAUUGAUUCCCCUAUCCAUUCCACGCCCCAUCAGAGCACUUGAUAGUCUACCAUUGUGGGUUGGUUAAGGAAGUUACUGCACCAGUCACCAUGAUUACCCAGGAGACUCAUUGUGAGCAGGUUACUUUUUCCAUUAUUGAGUCUCCUGCUUUCCCUGUGGUAUUAGGUAACCCUUGGCUAGCACUCCACAACCCCACCUUCUCAUGGCCGCAGAGGGUUCUCACGGGGUGCUCGCGAGAGUGUCAGGGUAGGUGUCUAGGUGUUUCUGUUGGUGCAACCACGGUGGAAAGUCCAGACAGUACCUCCACCGUGCGCAUUCCCCCUGAAUACCUCGAUCUGGCGCAAGCGUUCUCUAAAACGCAGGCGAUUAAGUUACCACCUCAUUGGGCGGGGGAUUGCGCGAUAAACCUCCGGGUAGACGCUGUACCUCCCAGGAGUCAUAUAUACCCCCUGUCACAGGCUGAAACGGUGGCUAUGGAGACAUAUGUCACCAUGUCCCUGCGCCAGGGGUAUAUACGUCCCUCCACUUCACCCACCUCCUCAAGUUUUUUCUUUGUGAAGAAGAAGGACGGAGGUCUGCGCCCGUGCAUUGAUUAUUGACCACUGAACAGGGAGACGAUAAGAUUUAGUUAUCCUCUCCCCCUCGUUCCUUCAGUGAUUGAAUCAAUGCAUGGGGCGCGCUUCUUCACCAAAUUAGAUCUCAGGAGUGCAUACAACCUGGUACGUAUCCGAGAAGGAGAUGAGUGGAAGACAGCAUUCAGCACAACCACAGGGCAUUAUGAAUACCUGGUGAUGCCCUAUGGUUUGAUGAAUGCUCCCUCAGUUUUCCAGUCCUUUGUGAACGAGGUGUUUCGGGACAUGCUUGGUCGCGGUGUAGUGGUCUACAUCGAUGACAUCCUGGUGUAUUCCGCUAUGCGCGCCGAGCAUGUGUCCCUGGUUUGCAAGGUGCUGGCCCGACUGUUGGAAAAUGACCUUUAUGCUAAGGCAGAGAAGUGUAUGUUUUUCCAGCAGUCCGUCUCCUUCCUUGAAUACCGCAUUUCCACCUCAGGUGUGGAGAUGGAGGGAGAUCGCAUUUCAGCCGUGCGUAAUUGGCCGACUCCAACCACGGUUAAGGAGGUGCAGCGCUUCCUUGGCUUUGUCAACUACUAUCGGAGGUUUAUCUGGGGCUUUAGCAAGGUCGAAGCUCCCAUUACCUCCCUGUUGAAGGGUGGGCCAUCCCGGCUCCGCUGGUCUGCUGAGGCUGACCUGGCCUUCAGCAAACUGCGGGGUCUGUUCACCUCAGCCCCAGUACUGGCCCACCCCGAUUCAUCACUACCGUUUGUAGUGGAGGUGGAUGCUUCCGAGGUUGGGAUAGGAGCUGUCCUGUCUCAACGCUCGGGUACGCCACCCAAGCUCCGCCCCUGUGCGUUCUUCUCGAAGAAGUCAGCCCGGUGGAGCAGAACUACGGCGUUGGUUAUCGGGAGCUGUUGGCUGUUGUCCGAGCCUUGACCGUGUGGAGGCAUUGGCUCGAGGGGGCGUUUCGUCUGGACGGACCACCGUAACCUGGAGUACAUCCGGGCAGCGAGGAGGCUGAAUCCUCGCCAGGCAAGGUGGGCCCUUUUCUUCACCCAGUUUGAUUUCACUCUAUCAUACAUCCCGGGUACGAAGAACGUGAAGGCAGACGCACUAUCCCGGCUGUAUGACACAGAGGAGAGGCCCAGCGACAAAACCCCCAUACUGCCGGCCUCUUGCAUUGUGGCGCCGGUAGUAUGGGCGAUGGACGCGGAUAUAGAGCAGGCAUUACGCACAAAUCCCUCUCCACCUCAGUGUUCAGAUGGGCUACAGUACGUGCCUGCUCUUAUCCGUGAUCAUCUGAUCUACUGGGCACACACGUCACCCUCCUCUGGUCACCCAGGUAUCGGCCGUACAGCGUGCUGCCUGACCGGAAAAUACUGGUGGCCUACCUUGGCUAAGGACGUGAGGGUGUAUGUCUCCUCCUGCUCAGUGUGCGCCCAGAGUAAGGCACCUAGGCACCUCCCAGCUGGUAAGUUACAACCUUUACCAGUUCCACAACGACCAUGGUCUCACCUAAGUGUUGAUUUUCUAACUGAUCUUCCCCUCUCCCAAGGUAACACCACCAUCCUGGUCGUUGUGGACCGCUUUUCUAAAGCCUGCCGCCUCCUUCCUCUGCCCGGUCUCCCCACGGCUCUGCAAACUGCGGAGGCCCUGUUUACACACGUCUUCCGGCACUACGGGGUACCAGAGGAUAUAGUGUCUGACCGAGGUCCCCAGUUCACGUCCAAGGUCUGGAAGGCGUUCAUGGAACGUCUGAGUGUCUCGGUCAGCCUGACCUCUGGGUUCCACCCCGAGAGUAAUGGGCAGGUGGAACGGGUAAAUCAGGACGUGGGUAGGUUCCUGCGGUCCUACUGCCAGGACCGGCCGGGGGAGUGGUCGGUGUUCUUGCCAGGGGCAGAAUAUGCCCAGAACUCUCUCCGCCACUCCUCCACUAACCUAAUGCCUUUCCAGUGUGUUCUAGGUUACCAACCAGUUCUGGCACCGUGGCACCAGAGCCAGACCGAGUCUCCUGCGGUGGAUGACUGGUUUCGGCGUGCGGAGGAGACGUGUGAUGCUGCCCACGUUCACCUCCAACGCGCCGUGCGUCGUCAGAAGGCCAACGCUGACCGCCACCGCAGUAAGGCCCCCGUCUUUGUACCGGGGUAUCGGGUCUGGCUCUCAACCCGGAAUCUGCCCCUCCGCCUGCCCUGCCGGAAGCUGAGCCCGCGGUUUGUGGGGCCAUUCAAAGUCCUGAAGAGAAUCAACGAGGUCACUUAUAGGUUAUUACUUCCCACUGAUUACUGUAUUAACCCCUCGUUUCAUGCGUCUCUCCUCAGGCCGGUGGUAGCUGGUCCGCUCCAGGAGUCUGAGGUGCGGGAGGUCCCUCCACCUCCUCUGGACAUCGAGGUGGCCCCGGCGUACUCUGUCCGUUCCAUCCCGGAUUCGAGGUGUCGGGUCUUCAGUACCUCGUGGAGUGGGAGGGGUACGGUCCGGAGGAACGGUGCUGGGUCCCGGUGAGGGAUAUCCUCGAUCCCUCCAUGUUACGGGAUUUCCACUGUCGCCAUCCGGCUCGGCCUGCUUCGCGUCCUCCUGGCCGUCCCCGAGGCCGGGGUCGGCGCGCUGCUGGGGCCGCGCGUCAAGGGGGGGGGGGGGGGGGGGGGGGGGGUACUGUCACGACUUCCGCCGAGGCUGCCUCCCCUCCUUGUUCGAGGCAGGUUUUGGCGUUCGUCGUCACCGGCUUACUAGCUACUGCCGAUCCAUUUAUCAUCACUCCAUUUGUCUUGUCUUCAAUCACACACACCUGGACCUUAUCCCUCAUUAGUCAUUGUAUAAGUGUUCCCUCUGUUUCCUUGUCUGUGUGGGUGAUUGUUUAUUGUGGAGGUUGGUGAAGCUCGGUGGAGCUCGUGUAUUUUGUAUCGACGGGAGUAUUUUCCCAUGUGCCUUGUAUUUUCCAGUGCACUUGUUUUGUGCCCUGGAGUGUGUUUGACACAUUUCUGCGUAAACCUGUAUUUUGCCUGUUAUUCUGUGAUUUACCCUCCUGCGCCUGACUUCUUCAACACCACAACAUCACACACACAGUCUCCUCUGAACAGUUGAUGUUGAGAUGUGUCUGUUACUUGAACUCUGUUAAGCAUUUAUUUGAGCUGCAACUUCUGAGGCUGGUAACUCUAAUGAACUUAUCCUCUGCAGCAGAGGUAACUCUGGGUCUUCCAUUCCUGUGGCGGUCCUCAUGAGAGCUAGUUUCAUCAUAGCGCUUGAUGGUUUUUGCGACUGCACUUGAAGAAACUUUCAAAGUUCUUGAAAUGUUCUGUAUUGACUGACUGUCAUGUCUUAAAGUAAUGAUGGACUGUCGUUUCGCUUUGCUUAUUUGAGCUGUUCUUGCCAUAAUAUGGACUUGGUCAUUUACCAAAUAGGGCUGCCUUGUCACAACACAACUGAUUGGCUCAAACGCAGGAAAUAAUGAAAUUCCACAAAUUAACUUUUAAGAAGGCACACCUGUUAAUUGAAAUGCAUUCCAGGUGACUACCUCAUGAAGCUGGUUGAGAGAAUGCCAAGAGUGUGCAAAGCUGUCAUCAAGGUAAAGGGUGGCUAUUUGAAGAAUUUCAAAUAUAAAACAUAUUUUAAUUUAAUUUGGUUACUACAUGAUUCCAUGUGUGCUAUUUCAUAGUUUUGAUGUCUUCACUAUUAUUCUACAAUGUAGAAAAUAGUAAAAAUAAAGAAAAACCAUUGAAUGCGUAGGUGUUCUAAAACUUUUGACUGGUAGUGUACUUUUAGAGAGUUUCAUUUCAUUAUUGGUCUUGAUGAGAUGUUGGUUCUUUAUGCAUCAUUCAAGUGUAAUUUAGUUAUUUUUACUCUUGGUUUGCCUUUCCACUCUAUAGAAGGAAGCUUUCUUUGCUCGUAUGAGACGAGCGCACCAGGUAAACCAGAGUGGUGCUUGUCGUGUGGUGAUGAUUGUGGAUUGACCAGUCAUACAGUAUCAGACUUAUUGUGAAGAAUUGAUGACUAAAAUGUCUGCCUGUAAUUCAAACAAUGGAUUGGUGUGAUUUGGCAUUUGAUCGUACUGAUUGAUUUGAUUUGUAUUUUGAUAAAUGUUUCAUACAUAACCCCAUUCUCUUGAGUGUAGGUUUGUGUGUUUGAUAUGCAUGGAUUUCCUGCUUAGUUUUCCAAUGGUCUCUAAUUUGUCCUAGUUUUAACUCCGUUGUAGCAGCAAUCAACAUACAGUACUUGCUCUAUUUACACACAUUUUUGUUAUAUUAGUUAUAUUUCAGAUUCACAUGCCAUAGUAGGUUACACGCUACACAUAUUGGUUACUUAGAAGUCACUCUGUUUAAUGGACCAUUCCCAUAGUGGAUGACUCAGAUGUAGUGUACUGAAGUGAAUGAGUCAUACGGAGUUUUGCAGAGGUCCAACUUUGAUAGCCAUAAACAGUAAUUAAGUUCUAAAAGCCUUCCAUUAGUUCUAAAGUUUUAAAGUCUUCCACUGGCUCCUACAUGGGAAAUUAGUAAGUGAUCACGGGAGUCUUGCUUUAUUCACAACACUAGAGAGACUCCGCCUGGUCAGAGGAGCAACUGAGGAAGGAUGCGUGCAUUUGGGACAUAAUGAAGUCUUCGAAGGGUAAUGGCACCUCCAGGUCCAAAAGAGCUAGCCAGGUAUUCCUACUGUAGCCUAGCCACCCACUGCUACGUCCAUACAACACGUCUAAUGACAACAAUACAACCCAACCAUCUCCCUCACACAGUGUGACCCCCCUUCCCCUAAUAUGGAUUGCCUUUUGCGAUGUCAAUCGCCAUGACAUCCUUGAAAGAUAAUCCCACCACCCUUAGACAAUAUGUGAUUGGAUAUUUACUGUAGCAUGGUAGAUAUCAGCAUGAAAGCAACUGCAGCACGUUGACAGUACAUUUACCAGAUGCAUGUCGCAAAAAGGCACGUGUGUGGAUUACAAACAGAGCCUGAAUGGGCAUGUGAGGCGCUCUGGAAUUUGAAGAGAAGAGAUACAUGUUGUGUCUAAUGGCAGACGUGUGUGGAUGAUUUGUGUGUUUUGUGUCAAAGACAUCCCUGAUUUAGGAUUGUAGAAACUAGAAAGUUGAAUGGCCACAGUGAGUGAAGUUGUGUACAUACCACAGGGUUGUAGACCUGGUUAAGAGCAUGACACAGUUUCCCUACCAACACCCCCCAGACCCCAGUGCUUGGUGUGUCUCUUACCUUGCAUGGUGGGAGGUCUCCUUUGGGGAACGCCCAUGAGUCCCCCCACCCACCACCUUCCCCAUCCUCUCCCCCAGGAACAAGUGAAGAAGCUGGAUGAUGAGAUAUGGGCAAUCAUCUCCAACUUUCCAGCCGGCUCUCCUCCCUUCCCUCCCUCCUCUUCCUCUGAGAGGAAGGUCCCCAGCGCCUCGUCUCGGGCGGGGUCUCGUACCCCCAUGAGGCCCCCCUCUCCCCCUUCCUCCCCCUCUGGUCUCUCCUCCCUGGUACGGCCUACUAGUCCUCAGCCAGCCUCCCCAGGUCACUCUCCUCGACUGCAGGUACAUCUAAAAUAACCCCUCUGAGAAACCCUCAAACUUCAUACCUUUUUAGCUCAUCCAUAGUUGUUAUUGUGGUCGUUGCUGACUGGUUUGCUCUUUUUUUGGGCCUGGUCCUGUUGACAGACUCAACAGCGUGGUACCAAGAACAUAGUGGGUCCUCCUAGUGCUCCCAGUGGCCCCAGGCCUGCAGGGGCCUCCAGACAGGUAGACAUGAUGACAUGCUGGUGAACUGACUGACUGACUGACUGACGGACAGACUGACUGACUGACUGAUUGGGUGGCUGACUGACUGACUGGCUGAAUAAUGGACAGACAGAUAGACAACCAGACUGACUGACUGCAUGUCCCUGCCCUUGGCACACACAGACAGAGGAAACUGCCUCCCUCCAUGUGAUAACAUACACUGUACUGUAGCCAGGAAGGUUAAUCAACAACCGAUCAGGUUGAUUAUGAAGUCAUCCAUUCACGAACCAUGAGAGUUAAUAUUUUACAGGGUUAUCCUGUACAGUUUUCCUUAGUAUUGUCAAAGUGUUCGCCGCCUGGGUCUUUUUCAAAAGAACAAGAAUGAGAAGAUUGGGCUGAAAAAGGGCAGUAUGUGCAUAAAUUCCAUGACUAACCAGGGUGGUAUUUUCCUCUUUAAAGCACAGUACACACUAAUUGCUGUUGAAGUCGUACUCUGUAAUUCUUCACUUAAAGAGUAGCACUGAAUCUAUAAUCUAUAAUUAUGCUGUACAAGGGUCUAAACAUAUACACCCGUCACACAGUCACCUUUACAAGCUGUGAUUUUCACAUUAUACACACCGGAAGCUGUUGUUUUAGUUGCCAGUUAAUGCAUGGUGUGAGAGUCACUUUGUCACCAAGUAGUAGUUAACUAGUAGAGGACAAAAAUGUAAACCCUUUCUCUGCUCUACUCUCUACUGUGCUUGCGAUGCCCCUCUCUCACUCGCGCUAUCUCUCUCUCUCUAUCUAUCUCUCUCUCUCUCUCUUUCUCUCCUUGCUUAUCUUUUGAUCUCUGUCUCUGGCUUGCUCUCUCAUGCCUCUCCUUCCUCCUCUGCCCCAGUACGCUUUGUCCAACAAAGGUUUCAGCUUGCACCCGGAUGACACGCUCUACUGGCAGCUCCCAGAGCAGUUCAUAGGGGAUAAGGUAACAGUACGAGCCAGGCCCAGCCCUCCUGCACCCUGAUUGGGUGUUUACCCUUCGGUUAACCCUUUGGCCACAGAACCACUCCACCAUUCCUCCACCUGAACUAACAGAGCUGUGGAAGGGAAAUGAAGGGAUGGGCGGCACCACCAGGCAACCCUGUGGAGUUUAGAGCACUUGUUUAUUGAUUCAUAAUCAUUGUUUAACUAAGACAAUUCUCCAAGUGGUGGGAGGUCAAGCAUGACUCAGUUUUUAUUGAAAAAUAUUAAUGUCUUAAAGAAAUUUAAUACAUCAUGUGUUCUAUGAUCGUUUCACUUUUUUUGCUCUUCCAGAAAGACACAUUUCUAAUAGUCGAGGCCUAAGGUCCCCAACAUGUACUAAGAAGCCUAAAUGUAUUUACCUCCACCUCUACAAUAGGUGAACUCGUAUGGUGGGAAGCUGAAGUACACCAUCUCCUAUGUAGCCGGCCAGAGAGGAACAGCCAUUGAAGACGCUGAUGUUCAUAUUAUUGUAAGUAUGCACCAAAGUUAACAUUGCAUUCAAUCUCAUUUACUGUUAUUGCAUCCAUUCCAUAGCACACUCACCACCCCACAAGUUAUAAACUGCAUUCUCUUCCAUGUACUGCUGUUGCAUCAAUUCGUUGUACACUCACCUGUCAUGGGUUGCCCUUGUCAUUGUUGCCCACAGGGAAAUGACAUCACCCUGGUGGCUCGCCAGCCAUGGCAGAGGGGACAGGGGACAAGAGAGUCCCGCCAGUUUGAGCUUGUCUUCAGAGAGGUCAGUGUUCUACAGUAGCUGUGAACUCUAUAGUCCCCAAAUGGCAAUUUGAUUGCAACCUUUACCAUCCAUUCCUCAUUGAAACAGGUCACACUAGCAUCCUGGUAAUAGAAGAGUAUUAACUCCCCUCUCUCUCCACUGUAGGAGAACUGGCGUCGCCUAGACGGCAUGCCUGCCACGAGGGAGCACCUGAUGAUGGUGCUGGCUGACCUGGAUGACAUCCUGGUGCGGGCCUCCUACUACACAGAGAUGAGUUCCUCCAGCAUCUCCGAGGUCAGCAUGGAAGUGGCCGUGCCCAAUUACAGCGGCCUGGCACAGGCUCUAGAGGUGGAGCACUGCCGCUGCCCGCCCGCCUACCAGGGACUUUCCUGUCAGGUAAGAGGAGGUCUCUCUCUCUGCCAUAGGUGGGAAUAUUGACUAAUUAACCUCGAACUUACGUUUAUGUACGUUUAUGUAUAUCUGAACACUCAGGGAAACCCACCCUUAGAGUGUCAAGUCCAUGGUGUGAUGUGUGAUGACAGUUGUACCUCAUCUCUCUACCAGGACUGUGCCCCUGGCUACACUCGUACCGGAGGUGGCCUGUACCUGGGCCACUGUGAGCUGUGUGAGUGCAACGGGCACUCUGACUCCUGCCACCCUGAGACUGGCAUCUGCACGGUAUGCAGCCCAGAGAAUCUCUUUAAGGCAGUUGUUUUGAUUAAUUUUUUCAUUUAAUUGAUUUAACCUUAAUUUAUCCAGGUUAGUCUCGCUAAGAUAAAACCAGGAGUGCUAAUUUAGGAUCAGUUUAGCCUCUUAGAUCACAAUGAAUCUUAGAUCAGCACCCAUAUGGUCUUAGGUCCAAAAUAGCAGUAGAUUUGAAAUUAGUACAUUGAAUAACAAGUGAGUGUUUGUCGUCUUCCUGUGUCUCCAGAGCUGUCUGCACAACACCCAGGGAGAGCUGUGUGAGCAGUGUGCCCCAGGCUUCUUUGGUGAUCCCACCGCUGGAACCCCAGAGGACUGCCAGCCCUGUGCCUGCCCUCACACCGACCCUGACAACCAGUGAGUAGUAGGCCACUAACAGGAUUAGAACACAGAGCACAGUCUCAGUCUGAAGAAAAAAAAUGAUUGUUUGCUUUGCUUCUGUAACAAAUAUAAACAGUAUCAAAAUGCUCCUCAUUGGAACAAGAUUUAGUUCUCAGUCAUUCAUAUCUGUCUCUGAAACUUUGCCCUAUAUCACAACUUGGAACAGAUCCCACUGGGUUAGAGUUAUUACUGGAGUAUACUGUACUUGCUUAUCUGUGUGUAUGUUUGCCAGGUUCUCCCCCACCUGUGAGAGCCUUGGUAACGGUGGGUAUCAGUGUACUGCUUGCCAGCCUGGAUACACUGGCCAGUACUGUGAGCGGUAAGCUGACACAACUCUCUCUUUACCUCUCUAAUCUAGCCUGGUCCCAGAUCUGUUUGUUCUGUCUUGUCGGUCAUUGUCAUGCCAAUGGCUAUACAACACAAACUGAGCUAGUACCAAGUCUGUUGUCAUGUUGACUCUAAAUUAAUUUCUUUCUCUCUAACCCCUACAGCUGUGCAACUGGAUACGUUGGAAAUCCACAGGACAGGAUUAAGUGUCGUCCAUUCAAUAGUAAGUGAAUAAAAGGAAUCUAUACAGAGAUGUGUGUAGAAUAGACCCAAAACGUCCAGUAAACUGGAUCAAGUCAAAUCAAAUUGUAUUUGUCACAUGCGCCGAUACAUGUGGUAUUGAGUGAACCAACUGAAAAGGAACUCAAAAUCUGUCUACUUUUUCUUCCUACCAUACUGUACCACCAAGAGUGUCUCUGUGAUUGAUCAUUGUGGCCUAACCUUUGACCGUUAACCUCUGACCCAACAGCGGCAGCCUCCCUGGUGGUGAAGGUGUUCCCUGAGAGGGUUUUGGUGGCCCAGGGCAGCCCAGUGACCCUGCGGUGCCAGGUGACCGGCCCUCCACCCCACUACUACUACUGGUCCAGGGAGGAUGGACGUCCCAUGACCAACAGCGCCGACAGACGCAGACAAGGUAUAGUAUACUGGACAGACCAGUUCUGGGUAAUAGGGAGUAUGACAUGGCCUAGUAUAAGAGCCAUACAUACAACUACUAUUGUUGUAUAUAGCGGCACUGUAUACACUCCUCAGUAAAGACCUAAUACUGGUGAAUAUAUAUAUAUAUAUAUAUAUAUAUAUAUAUAUAUAUAUAUAUAUAUAAUAGUAUACAAGUAAUCCUUCUCCCCCACCCCCCCAUAAAAAAAACUAAAAAAGUGGUUGUCCCACUGGCUAUCAUAAGUUGAAUGCACCAAUUUGUAAGUCGCUCUGGAUAAGAGCGUCUGCUAAAUGACGUAAAUGUAAAUGUAAUAUAGAUACAAUCGUCCCGGCGCCUCUGUUAGAAGGUGUAGGAAUGACCAGUAGGAGACAGAUUGCCUCCCGAGUGGCGCAGUGGUCUAAGGCACUGCAGCAGUGCUAGCUGUGCCACUAGAGAUCCUGGUUCGAAUCCAGGCUCUGUCGUAGCCGGCCGCAACCGGGAGACCCAUGGGGCGGCGCACAAUUGGCCCAGCGUCGUCCAGGGUAGGGGAGGGAAUGGCCGGCAGGGAUGUAGCUCAGUUGGUAGAGCAUGGCGUUUGCAACACCAGGGUUGUGGGUUCGAUUCCCACGGGGGGUAUGAAAAAAAAUUAAAUAAUGUAUGCACUCACUAACUGUAAGUCGCUCUGGAUAAGAGCGUCUGCUAAAUGACUAAAAUGUAGAUGUACAGAACACACUUAAUUGCACACACACACCAAUGUAGCAAGAGGGAACUAGUAGAAGUGGUUGUAUGGUCAUAAACGCACUACACAGUAGAGAAUGUCCAGAGAGGGAAGUGUCCUUGGGGUGCGGUCCGUCCUCUGUGUGUUGCUGCAGCCAGGAGGUUAGUCAACUUGCUGCAGAGAGAUUGAGGUAUAGAUGGUAGUGGGGAUCUGUUACCCCAUCAGAUAGGGCCUGUGAUUGGUUGACCCUGUCAGGUGACUGAGUUCCCUGGCAACUUGGUCCCUAACACAAAGGUGUGAAGUGGGGGCAGAGUGACCUAAGAACAAAAUAAAGCCCAUCCCCCGAGUACCUCCACUCUUCUUCUUUCAAGUGACACUCCAGUCUCCUUUUCACCUCAUUUAACACCUGAUUUACUUAACAAAAGGCACAUCUCAAUAGGUGGUCCAGGUAAGUCGUGACAUAGCACAAGUGGGGCGGUGGGCCUUUCCUCUUUUGUUCUCUAUUGUUCCUCUAUUGUUCCUCAAGCAAGGGGGGAGGCGAUGACAUCACAGGUUCCCAGCAGACCAACUCCUUGAAUGCCCUACUCCUUGAAGUUUGCAGUUGUGUAACAAAAAUAACUAUUUUGCUCAAAACAUAUUUUUGUACACUUUAGUGUGUGUACUUUACUGUAUUUACAAUUGGGAUAUCGCUUUUCAACAGUAAAAGUUCAAAAAUCGCUGGAUGCCGUCUUUAAGUGGGGCAGCAGGUAACUUAGUGGUUAAGAGCGUAGUGCCAGUAACUGAAAGGUCGCUGGUUCUAAUCCCUGAGCCGACUAGGUGAAAAAUCUGUCGAUGUGCCCUUGAGCAAGGCACUUAACCCUAAUUGGGUAAUCUGGAUAAGAGCGUCUGCUAAAUGACUAAAAAUGUAAAUGUAAAAAUGUUAAGUUGCAUCGCUGAGAGAGGGUAAGAGAGGGCCCUGAGAAGUACUACUCAUGGGCAACUGUAAGGGUUUUCUACACUAUUCAAGUACUAGUCCAUUUCCCAUGGUAAUUUAAUCUCCUUCCAUAUUCCUACCUGUUCUCUCAGGAGAGGAGCUGCAUAUCCCCAGUGUUCAGCCCAGUGACACAGGCGUGUAUGUCUGUACCUGCAGAGACCAACGCAACACCAACAGGAGCCGCGCUGAGAUUGUCGUCAGAGGUACGCAUUUCUACUUGUUAAAUCCUUUAAAUGUUUACUGCAUCCAUUAAAAUAUUGCAUUUCAAAUACUUUUGUGAUUAUUUUUUCACUGAUCUUACAGCCAGUUGUUGAAUAGUUAAACUGACUAAAACGUUUUAUUUUUGGGGGGUCCAACAAAAUAUGGUCAAAGCCGAGACAGUAAAAAAAAUUGCAUUUUGUAACUUGGGGCUUUUGAGUGUUUACUGAAUGGUUUCUGUGCAUGUCUUUCUCCAGCUGUGUCAUCCAAACCCAUUGAAGUGACCAUCGAGGAACCCAAAGCACAAAGCGUCACAGUUGGAGCAACAGUCAGCUUCAUCUGCACAGCCAAGAGCCAGGUAAGACUAGCUACCAACAUGGAGACAUUAAUACAAUCAAUUCUGCUUAUUUUAAUAUAUCUUUGAUGAUUGGCAUUGUGCUUAAAUCAUUUGCCCAUUAGAGAAAAUGGUAGAAACCCUUAAACAUUAUGCGAAGGCCACCACAAUUGUGACCCACCACCUGGAUUCGGUCCUAUGUAGCAACAUUUGAAAUUGUGUUUUUUACAUUGGAUAAAGGUAGAGACUCAGAGCUAGAAAAUUGUAUAACAUACACUGCAGUUGAGGAACAAUGGGAAAGUAAUUUUGCUUUGACAGUUGAUGAACUUGUAACUCCACUUUUGAGAAAAUGGCCCUUGAAUGUUUUGGUACACCUACUGGAGAGCUCUUUUUUUUCUACACCCAUUCAGCAUCAUUCUCUUAAGCCUUAGCCCCACCCAUCUCUUUAAGGAUUCACAUUUCAAGACUAAAAGUGGUAAAAGUAGUAGCCUACAAUAAGGAAAACCUGCAGAUAAAAAUACUUUAUCUAGUCCUUGGCCUAUAUCCUAAUCUGACUUUGGUGCAGGUCAUGUUGUUCUUCACAUUACCAUCUCUGGUAAACGCACACUAUAUCAAGUUUAUUUGUCACAUGCACAGGAUACAGAAAGUGUAAACAGUACAGUGAAAUACUUGCAUAGUAACAAUAUCAAAAACAGAAAGUGUCCAGAUAAAAAUAAUUUAUAAAUAUUUUAUAAUUAUUAGAUGACGCUUACCUGACACACUUGUCUAAAUUGACGGGUCAUGUGAAAUAAAUGCUAUAACCACCCCCCAGCCACAUCUAGCUAAGUGGAUGGUCACUUUUGUCUAGACAUGUACACAUGUUCAUGAAAUACAAUAGAUGGCCGUAAUCACCCACAGACACACCUGGCUAAUUUGAUGGGUCAUGUAAUAAUCAGGCCGAAGUAUAAUAGUAUAAAAGUAUAAUAUCUGAAAAUGUAGCUAGACUCUUACCCGUAUACAUGGAUGAACGCUUCACGGCAGACUGGAACCAUUUAACUCAGUUUUGUUUGUAGCUACAUCAUGUUUGGCCAAUGUGUCAAGUCACUCCGGUUCACACUGACUGUGGCGUGUGCAGAAAGUAGCCCAUCACAACUUUUUCCAACUGAUCUGUCGAUAGCACCUGCUAAAUUCAGGGCAUCAAUGUUCUUGAGAAAAGUAGAACAACUUUUGUAGAUCUCGGUGGCUAACGUUAUAUCUUUCAAAAACGCAGCGGUAGAAAGGACUAUCAACACACACUGAGCAGCUCACGUUAUAGACAGAAGCAUUCUACAUGGCAGACCAAUCCUAACUCAUCUCCCGGCAUGUCCAAUCCAUCCAUUAUCUCAGCCAAUCAUGGCUAGCGGGAAGGUUCCUGUCUUUUUCUGUGGCUAAAACAACUAGGCUCGCAAUUUAACAGUUGUAUUCAUAUUUACAGAUGGAAUCCAAGUUUGUUGUUUACAUUUACAUUUUAGUCAUUUAGCAGACGCUCUUAUCCAGAGCGACUUACAGUUAGUGAGUGCAUAUAUUAUUUAUUUUUUCCAUACUGGCCCCCAGAGGGAAUCGAACCCACAACCCUGGCGUUGGAAGCGCCAUGCUCUACCAACUGAGCUACACGGGGCCCAUAUUAUUAAGGCACAUGAACGUUCACAUGUUCUAGAAGGCAUUUCUGCCCAAAAACACAUUUUGCAACAAACAAAAAAAGUAUUUCAAAUACUUUGUGAUGUGCGACAUAUGCCUAGCUUCCUGAAACGGGUCACAAUUGACAACACCUUUGUUUACCUUAUUAUUGCACAAUAAGCACAAUUGUCCACCUCUUAUUGGCCACCUUGUUGUAUUGCUUUCUUUCUUACUUGUGUUUACUUCACAUCUUGUACCCAUCUGUUCCCUCCCCUCCCAGUCUCCAGCCUACACCUUGGUGUGGACCCAGCGGGGUAAUGGCAAGCUGCCUAACAGAGCCAUGGACUUCAACGGCAUCCUGACCAUCCAGAACGUCCAGCCUGAGGACGCUGGCAUCUACGUGUGUACAGGCUCCAACAUGUUUGCCAUGGACGAGGGCACUGCCGUCCUCUACGUGCCAGGUUCGUGAUCCUAGACAGGCGCAUCAUGCUGUUAGCCAUCAGCCUCUUUAUACCACCCUACAAGCUCUAUUUCUCUGAGUUCCUCCCCUUAGCCCUCCUUGAAUGGUGCAUGCCCCGCCUUCCUUUGGCUUUGCUUCUGUCCCCCUAUAUCAUGCACUGUGUUGAAUGUGUUUAUCUGUCUGCACCCCAGCUUCUGGCAAACAGCAUAACCCCUGUCACUCCUAAUUCCAGCCCCGCACUUCCUAAACUCGGAUAACCUCUCUCACUUUAAACCCUUCCAAUCUCUCUCUAUGCUACCUGUGUCUGAUGUUAGUGCCUCUGUCUUUCUAAUAAUGGCCUGACCUUCUUACUGUGUGGACAAUCUUUACUGGUCCAGGAGCAAUAUACAGCUUGUGGAUAUUCUAAUGAUAAAAUAAUCAAAAGGUCCAUCAUUUUAAGAUACAUUAUGUGUGUGGUUUGUCCAAGACAUCAUAGCACACAAUAGACCUCAAUGCUACCAAAGCCCAAAGAUAGUGCCCACUCAAGAGUUUCAAGUAGUUUUAGUUACUAUGAACUGUAGUCUUAUCACCCCCAAUGGAUCUACCACAGAAGGCUGUCUUGUCCAGUGGCAUGUAUUUUAUUCAUUUUCAAGUUGCUUCUUGGUUUAAUACUCAGUGAUGACUUAUCAAUCCUUUGAAUUUGAUCUCUGUUGCCAUCGGUGACAUCUUCUCUCUGAUCUUUAGCUGUUACUGUCUUCACUGUGGGUUCACGUGGUUUGGUGGUGGUGGUGGUUUGGUAACUUUUUAGCCACUUGUACACUAGUUUGUGCCACUUCAAUUUCCUUACUAGCAGUGUGCUAGUUAUUCGGUGUCUUUCCUGAAGUCUGCAACCCUGACUGGAAAGGUGGUGGUUUCUCCUUGAGCUGUAGUGGUUGAUGAGGUAUAUGGAUGACAAGAUGGGUGCCUAGUGACUGGGACUGACAUUCGAAGAGGACUUCAGUCAAUCACUCCAGUACUAUAUUGAAGCCCCAUCACGAUCCCAAUCUCAAUCCUCCCUCGAGUGUGAUGUGUUGAUCAUAGAGGAAAAAAACAAUUACACACUGUAUAAAAACCAGAUCCUUUGUUACUUUCCUGAUUGUUUUGAUGAAGUUAAUGUUGAAAAUGGUGCUAUCAAACUUGCAGCAGGUAAAGAACCUGUGGUUGAACUUUAAACUUUAGGUUAGUAGUAUAUCUAUCUAUCGCUGCUUUCAUUAUCUGUUAUAUGGAUCUGAGUAUUAAGAGGGUCAAGGCAUUGCAUUGUCAAUAGUAAGUAAGGCUUCUUGUUUUGCAUCAUACUAUCCAGUAUGUGUAAAUUUGACUCCAAGAAAAUGUUGAAGAUUUGACUUUUGAAAGAUUAUUGAGACUAUUUUGAUUUCGAUGCUGUCACAAAACAACUUACUUGUGUAUGUCACACUUGUUGCAUUUAAUUUGUGUUGCGGUUUUAUUCAACAUUUAUAAAUCAAGGGCACAUACACUACCGGUCAGUUUUAGACCACCUACUCAUUCAAGGGUUUUUCUUUAUUUUGACUAUUUUCUACAUUGUAAAAGAAUAGUGAAGACAUCAAAACUAUGAAAUAACACAUAUGGAAUCAAGUAGUAACCAAAAAAGUGUUAAACAAAUCAAAAUAUAUUUAAGAUUCUUAAAAUAGCCACCCUUUGCCUUGAUGACAGCUUUGCACACUCUUGGCAUUCUCUCAACCAGCUUCACCUGGAAUGAUUUUCCAACAAUCUUGAAGGAGUUCCCACAUAUGCUGGGCACUUGUUGGCUACUUUUCCUUCACUCUGUGGUCUGACUCAUCCCAAACCAUCUCAAUUUGGUUGAGGUCGGGAAUGUGGAGGCCAGGUCAUCUGAUGCAGCACUCCAUCACUCUUCUUCUUGGUAAAAUAGCCCUUACACAGCCUGGAGGUGUGUUGGGUCAUUGUCCUGUUGAAAAACAAAUUAUAGUCCCACUAAGCCCAAACCAGAUGGGAUGGCGUAUCGCUGCAGAAUGCUGUGGUAGCCAUGCUGGUUAAGUGUGCCUUGAAUUUGAAAUAAAUCACAGACUGUGUCACCAGCAAAACACCCCCACACCAUAACACCUCCUCCUCCAUGCUUUAUGGUGGGAAAUACACAUGCAGAGUUCUUCCGUUCACCCACACUGCGUCUCACAAAGACACUGUGGUUGGAACCAAAAAUCUCAAAUUUAGACCCCAGACCAAAGGACACAUUUCCACCGGUCUGAUGUCCAUUGCUUGUGUUUCUUGGCCCAAGCAGGUCUCUUCUUCUUAUUGGUGUCCUUUAGUAGUGGUUUAUUUGCAGCAAUUCGACCAUGAAGGCCUGAUUCACACAGUCCCCUCUGAACAGUUGAUGUUGAGAUGUGUCUGUGACUUGAACUCUGUGAAGCAUUUAUUUUGGCUGCAAUUUCUGAGGCUGGUAACUCUAAUGAACUUAUCCUCUGCAGCAGAGGUAACUCUGGGUCUUCCAUUCCUGUGGCGGUCCUCAUGAGAGCCAGUUUAUUCAUAGCGCUUGAUGGUUUUUGCGACUGCACUUGAAGAAACCUUCAAAGUUCUUGAAAUGUUCUGUAUUGACUGACCUUCAUGUCUUAAUGUAAUGAUGGACUGUCAUUUCUCUUUGCUUAUUUGAGCUGUUCUUGCCAUAAUAGGGACUUGGUCUUUUACCAAAUAGGGCUAUCUUCUGUAUACCCCCCCCCCCCUACCUUGUCACAACACAACUGAUUGGCUCAAACGCAUUAAGAAGGAAAGACAUUCCACAAAUUAACUUUUAACAAGGCACACCUGUUAAUUGAAAUGCAUUCCAGGUGACUACCUCAUGAAGCUGGUUGAGAGAAUGCCAAGAGUUUGCAAAGCUGUCAUCAAGGCAAAUGGUGGCUAUUUGAAGAAUCUCAAAUAUAAAAUAUAUUUUGAUUUGUUUAACACUUUUUUGGUUACUACAUGAUUCCAUGUGUUAUUUCAUAGUUUUGAUGUCUUCACUAUUAUUCUACAAUGUAUAAAAUAGUCCAAAUAAAGAAAAACCCUUGAAUGAGUAGGUGUACUAAAACUUUUGACCAGUACUGUAUUUCUUUUAUAAUAUAUAUUUUUAUACCAAUAUGUUAACCAUGCAUAGUAUAUAUUGACUGUACAAUCAAAUUUGAUAAAUUUCACCUAAACAGCUAGAUACAUACAGUGAGGGAAAAAAGUAUUUGAUCCCCUGCUGAUUUUGUACGUUUACCCACUGACAAAGACAUGAUCAGUCUAUAAUUUUAAUGGUAGGUUUAUUUGAACAUUGAGAGACAGAAUAACAAUAAAAUAAUCCAGAAAAACGCAUGUCAAAAAUGUUAUACAUUGAUUUGCAUUUUAAUGAGGGAAAUAAGUAUUUGACCCCUAAUUUUUGUUUUUGUUAUUCUGUCUCUCACUGUUCAAAUAAACCUACUAUUAAAAUUAUAGACUGAUCAUUUCUUUGUCAGUGGGCAAACGUACAAAAUCAGCAGGGGAUCAAAUACUUUUUUCCCUCACUGUAGAUAGGGAAAGAUGAUUGGAUAGUACUUGAUUUUAGGCUGUAUUCGUGCGUUUACUUGCAUGAUAAAAAACACAGUUUACAUGUAUUUUGACAACAGAUACAAAGUUUGUCAAAAUGUUUUGUCAGUGCAUUGAUUUAUGUAUGUUUCAACUGUGUCUCAUCAAACAUUUUAAAAUAAAUAUAGAUUCGGUAGCUGAAAUGUGCCAAUUCAAAUCUCACUUGUGUGCCAAUAGAGACAGAAUCUGUCUAGAUAACCUAAGGUGCUAAUUCAAAGACAUUUUACUGUACAGUAUGCUAUGUACUGAUUUUGAUUGAUUUUGUAAUACCUAACUGAUACUAAUGUACUAUACAAAUAUCAUAAUGUAUUUUGUUUGUCUUAACUGUGAAAAUGUUUGUGAAAAAUAUCAAGUUGAUUAAAGUAAUGAUAACAGACCAAAGAUAUGACACCGAGUCAUGUGGAGUGAGACUUCAAUGGAACAGAAGAUAUUACCACCCUCAGGGUACAAGGCACCAGAUAUGACUUCUUGUAUGACUACUAACAUGCAUGUUUUGUAUGUGGCUCUCUAUUAUCUUUAUGCUUGUUGUCUUGUGUUCUGCCAUACCUUGUUGUGUUCUUGUCCCAUGUGGUCUAUGCAUGUUUGUGAAGUAUACCUGUAACUAGUUGAUUUUGAAUCCACAGGUUCUCUCUCUGAGUAGACACAUUCACUGUUACACCAGCAAAUGACCAUAGUUCAUAGCAGUAAUUCGUUUCAUAUAGCAUAGAGGAAGACACGUUUCGGUCGAAUGCAUUCAGUUGUCCAACUGACUAGGUAUCCCACUUCCCCUUUCUCCUUUCCUGUAUGUAAUAUGAACACAAUAACACAAUCUCCAAGGUGAAAUGGUUUAUAUCCUAACUAACAUCCACAGAACCUCAGAAAUGUCUCAGAAAUCAAACAAUUACUCACCUAAAUUCAUCCAAAGGUAAGUGUGUGAUGAUUGUAAAUACAUAAAACUAUGAAUGCAAUAGCACCAUCUCUGACCAUCAUGAAAAGGAUACCUCUGACUCCUUGGUCUGCGUGGGUAGUACUGGCUGAAGAAGAUGAUUUAUUUGCAUGUGUCUAAAUGGACAAUCCUCGAAAAGUUGUUUUUUUCUUUGAAGGGGUUAGUGUCCCCAAUACCCAGUUAUUGUUCCUCAUUCAGUUCUCAACCUGAAUUGGAGAAACUCUUUGAAUACUUAAAAUGCAUGAUGGGGAUUUGGUGCCUAUUGCAUUCAAGUUUUGUUAUGUUCCUUGCCGAUCAUUCGGCUGUUGUAUUGUUGUGUUUUGUGCAUUUUGGAAAAUCACUGGAACAAGAAAUACCAGGCAGUACUUGGAUGGACCACAGUAUUCUGGGUACUGAUUGGGCCACAGGCUCAGUGGGAGGAGCAUUGGAUGAUGAUUCCAAUGCCAGUGUUCCACCGUUGACCUGGAGACUCACCUGUCAGUUUGCCUGUCCCUUCCUCCUCCCUCCCCCAUUUCCAGAGGCCUCACAGACUCCGAUGUUUUACACAGCCUAUGAAAUGUUUGAAGGACAAGGAAAGCGUAAGUGGGCAUGGCAUGGCAUGGCCACACCUCUCCACCUCCACCACAUCUCUCGGUCACGCAUGCAUUCAUCUACUUCCGUCCUCAGCAUGGAAAUGGUGGUCUGGUAAUGCCCAUGUACAAUCAACCACAGGGAUUACAUACAGUUUACACUUCACAUAAGGUUAUAGGGUUAUACGGUUACAUGGUUAUACGGUUAACUGGACUAUCAUAGGCAAGAAUGCAUCUUCAAAGGUCUUAAUUGAAGUCGUAGUUGGCUCUGCAUUUCGUCUCCUCAAACGUUAAGUCUUUGAACAGACAAUAUUCUUGAUAACAUAUGAUAAUAUGUUUACAUAUAUUAUCUUUAUGAUAAUAUAUGUUGAUAAUACUCUUGACAUCAUAUACUUUAGUUAUGACAGUACAUAAUAGAUUGUACAUGAGCACUACUAGGCCUUGUCUGGCUUGUAAGGUAUGGGUUCAUUGGUGCAGGUGCAUGCUCAUUCAUGUGGGAAGCUCCUCUCGAAUGUCCAGUUAUCAACUUUACUUUUCACCCAAAAAGUUCCUCAUGCACUUAAUCUCAGGUCCCCUCAAGUUUUCCAUCUGCACAAAAAUUCACGCUCACAUUUUUAAUGCAACACUAGUAUACAAUAAUAAUAAGCCAUUUAGCAGACGCUUUUAUCCAAAGCGACUUACAGUCGUGCGUGCAUGCAUUUUUGUGUAUGGGUGGUCCCGGGAUUAAACCCACUACCUUGGCGUUACAAGCGCCGUGCUCUACCAGCUGAGCUACAGAGUACCACAACAACAAGUAUUGCACAUUUUAGUACAGUCAUCUGACUGAGAUCAGAUCUGUAUCUUUAUCUUAUACAGUGAGGGAAAAAAGUAUUUGAUCCCUUGCUGAUUUUGUACGUUUGCCCACUGACAAAGAAAUGAUCAGUCUAUAAUUUUAAUGAUAGGUUUAUUUGAACAGUGAGAGACAGAAUAACAACAAAAACAUCCAGAAAAACGCAUGUCAAAAAUGUUAUAAAUUGAUUUGCAUUUUAAUGAGGGAAAUAAGUAUUUGACCCACUCUCAAUCAGAAAGAUUUCUGGCUCCCAGGUGUAUUUUAUACAGGUAACGAGCUGAGAUUAGGAGCACACUCUUAAAGGGAGUGCUCCUAAUCUCAGUUUGUUACCUGUAUAAAAGACACCUGUCCACAGAAGCAAUCAAUCAAUCAGAUUCCAAACUCUCCACCAUGGCCAAGACCAAAGAGCUCUCCAAGGAUGUCAGGGACUAGAUUGUAGACCUACACAAGGCUGGAAUGGGCUACAAGACCAUCGCCAAGCAGCUUGGUGAGAAGGUGACAACAGUUGGUGCGAUUAUUCGCAAAUGGAAGAAACACAAAAGAACUGUGAAUCUCCCUCGGCCUGGGGCUCCAUGCAAGAUCUCACCUCGUGGAGUUGCAAUGAUCAUGAGAACGGUGAGGAAUCAGCCCAGAACUACACGGGAGGAUCUUGUCAAUGAUCUCAAGGCAGCUGGGACCAUAGUCACCAAGAAAACAAUUGGUAACACACUACGCCGUGAAGGACUGAAAUCCUGCAGUGCCCGCAAGGUCCCCCUGCUCAAGAAAGCACAUAUACAGGCCCGUCUGAAGUUUGCCAAUGAACAUCUGAAUGAUUCAGAGGAGAACUGGGUGAAAGUGUUGUGGUCAGAUGAGACCAAAAUGGAGGUCUUUGGCAUCAACUCAACUCGCCGUGUUUAAAGGAGGAGGAAUGCUGCCUAUGACCCCAAGAACACCAUCCCCACCGUCAAACACGGAGGUGGAAACAUUAUGCUUUGGGGGUGUUUUUCUGCUAAGGGGACAGGACAACUUCACUGCAUCAAAGGGACAAUGGACGGGGCCAUGUACUGUCAAAUCCUGGGUGAGAACCUCCUUCCCUCAGUCAGGGCAUUGAAAAUGGGUCGUGGAUGGGUAUUCCAGCAUGGCAAUGACCCAAAACACACAGCCAAGGCAACAAAGGAGUGGCUCAAGAAGAAGCACAUUAAGGUCCUGGAGUGGCCUAGCCAGUCUCCAGACCUUAAUCCCAUAGAAAAUCUGUGGAGGGAGCUGAAGGUUCGAGUUGCCAAACGUCAGCCUCGAAACCUUAAUGACUUGGAGAAGAUCUGCAAAGAAGAGUGGGACAAAAUCCCUCCUGAGAUGUGUGCAAACCUGGUAGCCAACUACAAGAAAUGUCUGACCUCUGUGAUUGCCAACAAGGGUUUUGCCACCAAGUACUAAGUCAUGUUUUGCAGAGGUGUCAAAUACUUAUUUCCCUCAUUAAAAUGCAAAUCAAUUUAUAACAUUUUUUUGUUGUUAUUCUGUCUCUCACUGUUCAAAUAAACCUACCAUUAAAAUUAUAGACUGAUAAUUUCUUUGUCAGUGGGCAAACGUACAGAAUCAUCAGGGGAUCAAAUACUUUUUUCCCUCACUGUAACCUCAAGUAUCUGAAGUAUUUAGAGAGAAAGUUACAUACUCAAUAAGACAUUCUAGAAUGUUUUUAUUUCCCCAUUCUAUGUAGAUGCACUUAACUUGUUGUCUUCCAAUCAACACUCAAUACAGAGGAUACCCCACCCACACUUUCCCCAUCUGCAGUCUGCUUGCCAGUCCCACACUGGUCUGAAAUAGCUUUCAUAUUGUGCUUCAAACAUCAUGCUGUGCCUAAUACACCACAUCGUAUCCACCAUCAUGGCUGUUAGCUCACUGGAAGGUGGAGAAUUCCUCUCAUCAUGUUCACUGUUCACCUCAUCUCCCUCUGGAAGCUAACUACAGACAUCAUCCUUUAACUGUUACAGUGAAUGUUUUAAUUAGAUAGAAUACACAUGACCUGUUUUCACCUCACCACCCAUUUACAGAAGUUAUAUUAUUAGUAAACAGCAGGUUUGGAAAAGGUUUUAGAAAUCUGUAGAAUAGACUAGAGAACUUUGCAAAGUUCACUCAGGUCACUCAACUGUAUAAGUCUUCAUCAAAGUCAAGCCCUAAGAUCCAAUCAUCAUCAAUCAUCCCUCUGUAACAUUAUUAUAUAUCGUUGUAUACUUUGUUCCCCAGUGUUUCCAUGAGCCAAUGUCUCAUUGUUGAGGCUCACCACAGUCAGUGCCCAUCCUCUUAGAAAACAAAGAUGAUGAAAUAUUGGCCUUUCUUUUAGUGUCUGUUUCUGUCAGAUCAGUAAGUCCCAGACCAGGGCUUAUCUCAGAGCUUAAAUAGCCUGAUUGUCCUCCCUGGCUGCUGAAACGGGGCUUUCUUUUGCUCUGACGCCCUGGGAUCAAAUGGGAUUGAAUGUGGCUGGGGCUCAGUGUCCAGCCAAGCUGGCACAGAGAGCUGUGUGCCCUGCCAAGGCCAGCCUUCCACCUCUCAUCUGCAUCGGCUGCACAGAGGGCACUGGCUGCCAAGGGGCACGGAAAUAGGCCAUGUACCCGGCUUCGUCCCGCCACCCUCUCUCUGUCUUCCAUCAUAAGCAUUUGCACACAGACACAGUCUUGGCCUGAGUGAGUCAGGACCCAGCCUCACUGAACUUCACUGCAGCCAAAAAGUACUCUGAACUAAAGUCACUUGAUGCUGUCAAGUUCUGGUCUGGUAGCCAUGAAUAUAUUCUUUAUUGCUACCUUUUAUUAUACAAAAGGAUGAGGUAAGUGUUUGUUGAUCAAGCGAGAGGACACGAAUCCCUGACAUAGUUUCUCAUCUCAUGCAGUAGCUGUAAAGUGUUGACUGUAAACAAAGCCCCUUCCUGUAGAAAAGCCCCUUCCUGUAGAAAAGCCCCUUCCUGUAGAAAAGCUCCUUCCUACAGAAAAGGCCCUUCCUGCAGAAAAUCCAUUUCCUGCCCUUUGUGAACACUAAUGCCCUGUAUUUUGGGGGCUGGGCUGUCUAUUACUGAGUCAUGCUGAACUGUUCUCUGCCUUAUUGUAGCUGGCGAGGGGUCCAAGCCAGUGGCUACCGUCAAUCCCCCUGUCCUGACCAUCCAGCAAGGAGGCCAUGCUGAGUUCCACUGUACUGUGACCGGCAACCCUACCCCUGCCAUCGAAUGGAUAGGUAAGGAAGGCCUGGCUAUAGCCAGUGGAACACGUAUAGCACAAACUGUAUUGUCUUGUUCUUUAUCAAUACAGUUUAUGCUGGCUUAGUCUUGGAAGUUUUUGGAAGUAUACACUGAGUGUAUGAAACAUUAAGAACACCUGCUCUUUCCAUGACAUAGACUGGCCAGGUGAAAUCUAUGAUCGCUUAUUAAUGCCACAUGUUAAAUCCACUUCAGUCAGUGUAGAUGAAGGAGAGGAGACAGGUUAAAGAAAGAUUUUUAAACCUUGAGCUAGUCAAUGAGACAUGGAUUGUGGAUGUGUGCCAUUCAGAGGGUGAAUGGGCAAGACAAAAUAUUUAAGUGCCUUUGUACGAGGUAUGGUAGUAGGUGCCAGGCGCACUGGUUUGUGUCAAGAACUCCAAUGCUGCUGGGCUUUUCACGCUCAACAGUUUCCCAUGUGUAUCAAGAAUGGUCCACCACCCAAAGGACAUCCAGCCAACUUGACACAACCGUGGGAAGCAUUGGAGUCAACAUGGGCCAGCAUCCCUGUAGAACACUGUUCUGAGGGCAAAAGGAGGGAGGGGGGGCACCUCAAUAUUAGGAAGGUGUUCUUAAUGUUUAUUCACACUGUAUAAUGUCAUUACUGACAAAAGGGGAACAUAUACUCAAAUCUUAUGUGUUUCUAGGUAAAGGUCCUGGUAACAGGAUGAGCCCCAACGCUGUGGUCCGUGGAGGGGUCCUGACCAUCCCUGCUGUAGAGAGGGAGGAUGGGGGGGAGUACAUCUGUAAGGCCCUCAACACCCACGGAGAACACACAGCACGGGCUGUCCUCUACGUCAGUGGUUCCCAAACUGUGGGUCGGGACCCUCUUGUGGGUCACAGCAGGGUUCCAGGUGGGUCGCGUUAUGACAUUUGUUGUGCAUUGCAAAUAAAUAGAAAAGUACAAGUCAAAAGUUUGGACACACCUACUCAUUCAAGGGUUUUUCUUUAUUUUUAAUGUUUUCUACAUUGUAGAAUAAUAGUGAAGACAUCAUAACUAUGAAAUAACACAUAUGGAAUCAUGUAGUAACCAAAAAAGUGUUAAACAAAUCAAAAUAUAUUUUAUAUUUGAGAUUCUUCAAAUAGCUACCCUUUGCCUUGAUGACAGCUUUGCUCACUCUUGGCAUUCUCUCAACCAGCUUCACCUGGAAUGCUUUUCCAACAAUCUUGAAGGAGUUCCCACAUAUGCUGAGCACUUGUUGGCUGCUUUUCCUUCACUCUGCCCGUCCGACUCAUCCCAAACCAUCUCAUUUGGGUUGAGGUCGGGGGAUUGUGGAGGCCAGGUCAUCUGAUGCAGCACUCCAUCACUCUCCUUCUUGGUAAAAUAGCAGUACACAGCCUGGAGGUGUGCUGGGUCAUUGUCCUGUUGAAAAACAAAUGAUAGUCCCACUAAGCCCAAACCAGAUGGGAUGGCGUAUCGCUGCAGAAUGCUGUGGUAGCCAUGCUGGUUAAGUGUGCCUUGAAUGCUAAAUAAAUCACAGACAGUGUCAUCAGCAAAGUAUCCCCACACCAUAACACCUCAUCCUCUGUGCUUUAUGGUGGGAAAUACACAUGCAGAGAUAAUCUGUUCACCCACACCGCGUCUCACAAAGACUCCAGACCAAAUUACACAUUUCCACCAGUCUAAUGUCCAUUGCUCAUGUUUCUUGGCCCAAGCAGGUCUGUUCUUCUUAUUGGUGUCCUUUAGUAGUGGUUUAUUUGCAGCAAUUUGACCAUGAAGGCCUGAUUCACACAGUCCCCUCUGAACAGUUGAUGUUGAGAUGUGUCUGUGACUUGAACUCUGUGAAGCAUUUAUUUUGGCUGCAAUUUCUGAGGCUGGUAACUCUAAUGAACUUAUCCUCUGCAGCAGAGGUAACUCUGGGUCUUCCAUUCCUGUGGCGGUCCUCAUGAGAGCCAGUUUCAUCAUAGCGCUUGAUGGUUUUUGCGACUGCACUUGAAGAAACUUUCAAAGUUCUUGAAAUGUUCUGUAUUGACUGACCUUCAUGUCUUAAUGUAAUGAUGGACUGUCGUUUCUCUUUGCUUAUUUGAGCUGUUCUUGCCAUAAUAGGGACUUGGUCUUUUACCAAAUAGGGCUAUCCUCUGUAUACCCCCACCCCCCCCCCCCUACCUUGUCACAACACAACUGAUUGGCUCAAACGCAUUAAGAAGGAAAUACAUUCCACAAAUUAACUUUUAACAAGGCAAACCUGUUAAUUGAAAUGCAUUCCAGGUGACUACCUCAUGAAGCUGGUUGAGAGAAUGCCAAGAGUGUGCAAAGCUGUCAUCAAGGCAAAGGGUGGCUAUUUGAAGAAUCUCAAAUAUAAAAUAUAUUUUGAUUUGUUUAACACUUUUUUGGUUACUACACGAUUCCAUAUGUGUUAUUUCAUAGUUUUGAUGUCUUCACUAUUAUUCUACAAUGUAAAAAAUUGUAAAAAUAAAGAAAAACCCUUGAAUGAGUAGGUGUGUCCAAACCUUUGACUGGUAGUGUAUAUACACUGAACAAAAAUAUAAACGCAACAUGCAACAAUUUCAAAGAUAUUACUGAGUUACAGUUCAUAUAAGGAAAUCAGUCAGUUGAAAUAAAUUCAUUAGGCCCUAAUCUAUGGAUUUCACGACUGGGAAUACAGAUAUGCAUCUGUUAGUCACAGAUACCUUAAAAAGAAAAGUAGGGGUGUGGAUCAGAAAACCAGUCAGUAUCUGGUGUGACCACUAUUUGCCUCAUGCAGCGUGACACAUCUCCUUCGCAUAGAGUUGAUCAAGCUGUUGAUUGUGGCCUGUUGAAUGUUGUCCCACUCCUCUUCAAUGGCUGUGCAAAGUUGCUGGAUAAUGGCAGGAACUGGAACACGCUGUCGUACACGUCGAUCCAGAGCAUCCCAAGCAUUUCAUACACACGGUCUGCCAUCUGAUUAAUCCGUGAAGAGCACACUGCUCCAGCGUGCCAGUGACAAUCGAAGGUGAGCAUUUGCCCACUGAAGUAGGUUACGACACCGAACUGCAGUCUGGUCAAGACCUGGUGAGGACGACAAGCACGCAGAUGAGCUUCUCUGAGACGAUUUCUGACAUUUGUGCAAAAACUAUUUGGUUGUGCAAACCAACAGUUUCAUCAGCUGUCAGGGUGGCUUGUCUCAGACCAUCCCGCAUGUGAAGAAGCCGGAUGUGGAGGUCCUGGGCUGGCGUGGAUACACAUGGUCUAUUUCAGCUCAUGAAACAUGGGACCAACACUUUACAUGUUGCAUUUAUAUUUUUGUUCAGUGUAUACAAACUCAGCAAAAAAAGAAACGUCCUCUCACUGUCAACUGCGUUUAUUUUCAGCAAACUUAACAUGCGUAAAUAUUUGUAUGAACAUAACAAGAUUCAACAACUGAGACAUAAACUGAACAAGUUCCACAUACAUGUGACUAACAUAAAUGGAAUAAUGUGUCCCUGAACAAAGGGGGGGUCAAAAUCAAAAGUAACAGUCAGUAUCUGGUGUGGCACCAGCUGCAUUACGUACUGGUGCAUCUCCUCCUCAUGGACUGCACCAGAUUUGCCAGUUCUUGCUGUGAGAUGUUACCCCACUCUUCUAACCAAGGCAUCUGCAAGUUCCCAGACAUUUCUGGGGGGAAUGGCCCUAGCCCUCACCCUCCGAUCCAACAGGUCCCAGACGUGCUCAAUGGGAUUGAGAUCCGGGCUCUUCGCUGGCCAUGGCAGAACACUGACAUUCCUGUCUUGCAGGAAAUCACGCACAGAACGAGCAGUAUGGCUGGUGGCAUUGUCAUGCUGGAGGGUCAUGUCAGGAUGAGCCUGCAGGAAGGGUACCACAUGAGGGAGGAGGAUGUCUUCCCUGUAACGCACAGCGUUGAGAUUGCCUGCAAUGACAACAAGCUCAGUCUGAUGAUACUGUGACACACCGCCCCAGACCAUGACGGACCCUGCCCUCCAAAUCGAUCCCACUCCAGAGUACAGGCCUCGGUGUAACUCUCAUUCCUUCGACGAUUAACGCGAAUCCGACCAUCACCCCUGGUGAGACAAAACCGCGACUCGUCAGUGAAGAGCACUUUUUGCCAGUCCUAUCUGGUCCAGCGACGGUGGGUUUGUGCCCAUAGGCGACGUUGUUGUCGGUGAUGUCUGGUGAGGACUUGCCUUACAACAGGCCUACAAGCCCUCAGUCCAGCCUCUCUCAGCCUAUUGCGGACAGUCUGAGCACUGAUGGAGGGAUUGUGCGUUCCUGAUGUAACUCAGGCAGUUGUUGUUGCCAUCCUGUACCUGUCCCGCAGGUGUGAUGUUCGGAUGUACCGAUCCUGUGCAGGUGUUGUUACACGUGGUCUGCCACUGCGAGGAUGAUCAGUCUCCCUGUAGCGCUGUCUUAGGUGUCUCACAGUACGGACAUUGCAAUUUAUUGCCCUGGCCACAUCUGCAGUCCUCAUGCCUCCUUGCAGCAUGCCUAAGGCACGUUCACGCAGAUGAGCAGGGACCCUGGGCAUCUUUCUUUUGGUGUUUUUCAGUAGAAAGUGUGAGUCAGUAGAAAGGCCUCUUUAGUGUCAUAUAUUUUCAUAACUGUGACCUUAAUUGCCUACCGUCUGUAAGCUGUUAGUGUCUUAAAGACCGUUCCACAGGUGCAUGUUCAUUAAUAGUUUAUGGUUCAUUGAACACGCAUGGGAAACAGUGUUUAAACCCUUUACAAUGAAGAUCUGUGAAGUUGCUUGGAUUUUUACAAAUUAUCUUUGAAAGACAGGGUCCUGAAAAAGGGAUGUUUCUUUUUUUGCUGAGUUUAUAUAAAAAUAUACUAUUUUGGGAUAGAACAACGCUUACAGUUUAAACUUAAAUGACUAAAACCAAAUAGAAAGUAUGUAGAAUAUAUAUAUAUUUUUUUAUAAUAGCCUAGAAUCUUUGAGAACUUGCAAUCACCAAAAUAAAAGUUAGCCAUGUCAAAAUGUGUAGAAUUGCAGGAAAUUAGCUUAAAACUGCAAAAUUGUCUCUUAGCUCCAUGGCCAAAUGUAUAGAAUUGCAGGAAAUUGGCUUUAAAGCUGCUCAAUUGUCUACGCUGCCAAGAUGAGGGCCUCAAAUGUUCUUGCCCAGGGCCCAGACAGAAUUUAGCCCAUUGCUGCGCCACCACGCUCACCACCUAAGCCCCUUUUUGAUCCAGAAAAAACCCUGCACAAAUAAUUUCAUAAUUAUACAGUCAAUUUCUUAAAAUUGGUCACAAAAGACCAUACUCAAAUCUACAUUCAGUUCAAUGUUUUGAAGAAGAGGUUUUUAUUAAUCUACUUUUUACUUUGUCUUUGGUCUGUGUAUGUUUUUUGACUUAUGGUGGGUUGCGACUCAAAAGACACCUCUAUUGGGUCAGGAAGCAAAAAAGUUUGUGAACCCCUGCCCUACGUACACAGUGGGUCUCAACAUCAACAGCAGGCCAAUGUCACAGGUUCAUAGGGUGGUAUUUUUACUUGAAAAUACACUGAAUCUGGCCCAUAUUGUCUUACCACUCUUGUUGGGUACUCAUUUGGUCAUAUCAUGUCUCCUUCUUGUGUGUUUGAAUGCUUCAGGUGCGAGCCUGCCCCACGUGCAGGUGAGCCCCCAGAGGGUGGACAUCUAUGAGGGGGAGACUCUGAAGCUGUACUGCAGGGCUGGAGGCACGCCCAGUCCCGGACUCACCUGGAAGAAACAGGGAGGACAACUCUCUCCGCAGGUAAACACUGGUCCUUUCUACCUGAUGCUUUCUGCCUGGGACUCAGGAUAUGGUUGGGAUAUAUCCUGAUCUUAAGAGUAACUAUUAUGUAUUGUAUACAAUAUCUGGUAAUGGUAUCUCACCAUGCUAUUGAAAGGGUUGUGUUGGUGAAAAAGUGAAAUCUGGUGUACAGUGUUUUGACAAAUUGUUAUUGUUUUUUCCUUCUUGUGUUUCCUUCUUCCUUUUUUUAUUCCCACCCUUUUUUCUUGACGUUUUGCUCAGGCCAUUCCUUCUCACGGUUUCCAACAGUUUAAAAGCAACAGUCUCAAUGUGUUACAGAGACGUAUUGAGGAGCUGCAGGUCUGUCCAUCUGUCCUCUGUCUCUAUGUCUGUCGGUCUCGUCUCUUACUUCCCACCUGUUGUUCUCUACUGACCUUGCUUCAACACACUGUCUACUAAACACAUGAUCAAACGUUUCUUUGAUUCAUCAUCACACACUGUAACCACCAUUUAAUUCACGACAAGCAAAUAGCUUCUCACAAAGUCUCCAUGAGAAAUAGUAGUUCAGUGUAACUGGUAGAUAACAACAACAACAGCAUCAACAAGCUGGGUGUGACGCUAUUCAUUAGUCUACUUAAUGCAUGGUUUAGUUGUUGUUAUUGUCUUAUAAGUGUUCCAUCCAUCCAUCAUCCUCCAUUUUCAAAUUUGUCCACAUGAUCAUAUCAUCCCUGACAUAUUUUUUUCCUAAACAAACCAUUGUGUUCACAUUAUUAUUAUUGUUAUUAUUAUUAUUAUUAUUAUUAUUAUUAUUAUUAUUAUUAUUAUUAUUAUUAUUAUUAUUCCUCUAUGUACACGCCCAGGCCCCAGGGCAUAGCUAGGUAUUUGGGACAUGGUUUCCUCCUGCCAGGCCCUUUGGAUUAGUCCCUCCGUACCUGGUGUCUCCUCUGCCACCCGAGGCCCGGGGCUUUGUUCUGCCUCAGAGAGCUUCAGCGUUGUGUCAGCUUUUCCCAGGGGGACUCGGGCUCUGCCGUGCGGCCACGCAGAAAUUCUGUGUGCUCUAGCAAAUGGGUUGCUUUGAAAACUUGUGAAUGGGUUCAGACACACAUUGAGCCGGCCCUCCUCGGCCUCUGCUCACUUUAGCCUGGCCCUCACGGUUGACUAGGCCGGAACUAAGCAGCUUUGUCCACGGAUGGAUGCCACGCUACCACCACCUCCCAGAUACUGUAAUCCACCCAGCCCAGCCCAGACACACCCCUUUAAAUUCUCAACCUAGACACACCCCUUUAAAUUCUCCAUCUAGAAACACCCCUUUAAAUUCUCUCUCUAGACACACCCCUUUAAAUUAUCUUUAGGUGUACUACUGUAUAUAACACUGGUCGAUUUUACAGGCUGAUAAGGUUUUAAAUAGUGGUAAGGUCCACCCCGCUGUCCAUUAUAGUUAAAGUGUAAAGUAGUUGGUUAGGGACUCAAUUUCACAUUACCAUACACAGGCUGAUUAUUUCCCCAUUAGAAAAGAGUGAUCCACUGUCUUACCAUUGUGUUUGGUUGAUCAUUGGGAUUUAUUUAGAAAUGAAGGCAUAGGGUUGAUGAUGUAGUGAGUGGUUGUAAGUAUUAGUAAACGUCUGUAAUACAUUUCCAGUGAUUUCAUACAUGACAGAGAAGCUUUGUAUUGCUUGUGACAUAUCCUUUGGCUCAAAGCCCUAUGUCUAAUAUCUCAAUUCCCUAACAGUUUCCCAGUCCUGUCAACAUUGUACUGAAUCAUUUCAACAACUCAACAACCAUUAUUUUAAGUAUACAAAAGUAUCCAAAAACAUACUACUAUGGACUACAAAACAUACUACUAUGGACUACAAAACAUACUACUAUGGACUACAAAACAUACUACUAUGGACUACAAAACAUACUACUAUGGACUACAAAACAUACUACUAUGGACUACAAAACAUACUACUAUACCUGCUGUAGUGUACUACUAACUACUGUCAAAGACAUCUACUGUAUGUCAUUGGUAACUAUUUCAGUAGUGAUCAUUAUUUGUUGUCAAAUGAAGAUUUUUAACUGUAAAAUCAUUAUAGUAAUGUUGAUUCAACUAAACAUUACUAUUCCCGACAACCAACCAACUGGUUUUAUUUUUGUUUUCUUUCGUGCAAAGCACAGCAAUACCUGAAAAGCCUUUUUAAUGAUUAUCAUAACACAAACAUUGUUAUAAAGCACAAACCAUAUAACAAUGUUAUAUAUAUGCUGAAGAUCCACCUGCUAUGUCAUUUUGUUGGUAUUGCCUCAUUGAUAAAAAAAAUCAUGUCAAGUAUGUCUCUUGUUCGCACAAUUUGUGGUCUGUGAAAUCCAAUGUUUAUACAGUAGGUGUUUGUCCAAAGGUAAUUAAUCUACUGUGUAUGUAUGAUGUUUUUGUAUUGGAUUUGGGUAGAGACAUUGUCACUGUCGUGUACAUUGUCAUGUAGUUCAUACCACAGUAGUCCUUCAUGUCUAAGGACAUUGUGACAUAAUCUUCAUCCCUCUCCUUGCUCAUUGCCGUGUCCUCUCUAGGCCCGUAUGAAGCGUACAGACAUUGGCACCCUGCUAAUCCCUAACAUCAAGUCAUCUGACUCUGGCACCUACCUGUGUGUGGGCACCAACUCCAUCGGAUCCUCAGAGGCUCACAUCGAGGUCACCGUCAAUAGAGGUGAGAGGUCGCGCUUGGGUCAUUUUCAGUACGGUACACGUUUUAAAAUGCUGUGCAGCACUAUAUAUUGGACAAGUUCAGAUAGUACUGAUUCAUUCUGUUUCAAAAUGUUUUCGCCUUACUGAACACGACCCAGGUCAACCUACCCCAGAGGAGUACUGCUGUCUGUUGACAGUAUUAUCACUUUAGUAAAUGUCUGUAUCCUGCGGUUGUUGCUGUGUAGCAAUAGGAGGAGACACCAUCUCGUCAGCCAUCACCAUCCAGCCCUCCAUAGCAGAGGUCCAGGAGGGACAGAGCCUGGACCUCAACUGUUUUGUCCCUGGUAACCCCCCACCUGCUGUCACCUGGAGGAGGGAUAGUGGACGCCUGUCCGCCAAUCACCAGGUUGGAAAACACACACACACACACACACACACACACACACACACACAAACACACACACACAGCUAGUAAUAGCUCAUUGUUAAUGUCAUAAAGAUUUGUUCUGUUUAUUUCAGCUGAAUAGUCACUCAUAUGUAGUGUGUGUGUGUGUGUGUGUGUGUGUGUGUGUGUGUUCGUGCGUGUGCGUGUGUAGGUUCUGGGCACCAAGCUGCGUAUCCUCUCUGCCGGUCCAGAUGACUCUGGGAAGUAUAUCUGUCUUGUGGAGGGAGGGCCUGGUACUCCUGUCCGUCAGGCCUCAGUCUCUGUCUCAGUCACCGCCACCUCCUCUCGUAAGUCACCAAGCCAUUCUCUCUGUGACAAUACACUGACUUAACAAUGGAACUAUCCUCCCCACUGAUAUCACUGGGGAUGACAGUGACGCAGUCAGAGGCAUAUACAGUAGGAACAUCUGUGUUUUUAGAGGACUUUAUUUAGUGGCCUUUCGUCAGGUACAGUGGUACUUUUCCAGUUGUUUGUUUUCCAACCCUCCCUAAAGUGACCUCAUAGUGUAUGCUUUGCUAUUCCACACUGUGCCAUGAUCUCAUCCUGGUUCAAAUCUUCCUGGGUUUCUAGUUUGUCAUGUUCUGUAUUUGCUUCCAAAUUAUAAUGCUUCCAAUGGAGGCUCUAGACCUACAGUAUCAUGAUCUGGUACUUACAGUACACUGUCUUGUAUAUGUUGUAGGAUUAGAACCAAAGUGAACUGGAGUGAGUAGAGGAAAUGUUGUCCUGUUGUAAUGUUUGUGGUGGUGUGUGUUUCCUGGAGUAGGUCUGCAGACCCCCAUCAUCUCCAUUGAGCCCCACAGUGCAGCGGUGCGACAGGGAGAGUCAGCCAGCUUCAAGUGCAGGGUCAACGGUGGAGCAGAGCCCGUACGGCUGGAGUGGAAACUGUCCAACAACCAGCCCCUUCCUGGUGAGGCCCCUCCCAUUCAGUUCAAUUCCAUAUUACUUUUGCAGAGAGGCAUUUAGUCAGUGGUGGAAAAAGUACCCAAUUUUCAUACUUGAGUAAAAGUAAAGAUACCUUAGUAUAAAAUGAUUCAAGUAAAACCAGUAAAAUACUACUUAAGUAAAAUAUUAAAGUAUUUGUUUUUAAAUAUACAUAAGUAUCAAAAGUAAAUGUAAUUGCGAAAAUAUACUUAACUAUCAAAAGUAAAAGUAUAAAUAAUUUCAUAUUAAGCAAACCAGACUGCGCAAUUUUCAUGUUUUUUAAAUUUACGGAUAGCCAGGGGCACACUACAACACUCAGGCAUAAUUAACAAACGAAGCAUGUGUGUUUAGUGAGUCCGCCAGAUCAGAGGCAGUAGGGAUGACCAGGAAUGUUCUCUUGAUAAGUGUGUGAAUUUGAUUAUUUUCCAGUCCUGCUAAGCAUUCAAAAUACUGUAUAACGAGUACUUUUGGGUGUCAGGGAAAAUGUAUGGAGUAAAAAGUGUAUUAUUUUCUUUAGGAAUGUAAUGAAGUAAAAGUUGUCAAAAAUAUAAAUAGUAAAGUAAAGUACAGAUACUUAAGGGCCUUACACCACUGCAUGUCAUUAUCCACACAAGCAAACCACCUGCAAUAUCUACAGCAGGGUUGCCCAACCCUGUUCCUGGAGAGCCUUCCUCCUGUAGGUUUUUGCUCCAACCCCAGGUGUUACUAACCUGAUUCAUCUUAUCAACCUGCUAAUUUUUAGAAUCAGGUGUGCUAGAUUAGGGUUGGAGCAAAAACCUACAGGACGGUAGCUCUCCAGGAACAGGGUUGGGCAGUCCUGGUCUACAGUAAUAUAUAGUAAUAUAAUAUAGUCUGUAUCUAAUUACAUUUCUUUCAUAUUACCUAUGUUUUUAAUCAAACACACAAAGUUGCUGCUUGUCAGAGAUGUACUUGAUAGACUAAAAGAUUCCCCAUGAAACCUUUCAUUCUGUAGAUAAUGUGAAGGUUGGCCAUUACGGCACUGUCAUCACCAUCACUGACGCCCGCCCUAGCAACCAAGGCACCUACCACUGUGUGGCUACCAACCUGUUUGGAAUCACCCAGAGUAUCGUCUCUCUGAUCAUCAGAGGUAUGGCACGCACACAGACACAGACACACACAUAUGGUGUUGAUGUUUCUGAUGUGGUUCACUUUGAGCAUCUGCUCUCUGUUAGGACCCCCUUAGUAAUUGUCUUGGCAACAGAAUGACCUAAUGGUUGUUUGUCCUGAUGAAGUCAUCCUUCCUUCCAGAGUCUCCUGUAGUGACCGUCACCCCUCAGGGGCCCGUGCGAGUCAGGAUGGGUGAACCCAUUAACCUGGAGUGCCAGGCCUCCGGGGAGCCACGCCCUUCUGUCACAUGGCACAGACUGGACAGCGCCCACAACACCAUGCUGAGCAGCCCUGUGCCCAUGGAAUCCAACGCUGUCAUGCAGGUACUAUACUGCAUCUGUGUUCCUGAUCCUCAACUCCCGAUGAAACCUCCAAGUCAUUGUUACUGAGCUUUUGUGCUGUACAUGGAAGAGUAAAGGCUGGUUUCCUAAACACAGAUUAAGUUUAGUCCUAGGUUCUCAAUUCAAAGUGCUUCUUGGUCUAAGACUAGGCUUCAUCUAUUUAUUAUAUGAUGGACAGACCCAGUAAUGGUGUUCCCCUCCCCCAGGUCCUAGUGGCCCGUCCAGAGGACAGUGGUACCUACGUGUGCACAGCCCGCAACAACAAGGACACCACAGAGACCAGGGUGGAGGUGAUCGUGGAGGGAGGUGCCCAGGUGCCCAUCACGCCCCGUGCCUCUGUGCCCGAUCCCCUCAUGGUGGUGGUGGAGGGACGGACUGCCACACUGAGAUGUGAUGCUCACGGUAACUAAACCACUUCCAAAUUAUACCAAUGAGUACUAUAGCAAAGAGAACUGAGAAGAGAAUACUUGUUGUAUUGAUUGUAUUGAUCCUUGUUAGUACAGAGAAUACUUUUAAGUACAAUUAUAUUAUGCAAAUGAGAGCUAAGAGGAAAUGCAUGUCAUAGUCACAUCUUUGCUAAGAGCGUAGAAUUGGCAUGACAAAUAAUUGGCUGUACAAGUCCUUUUCCCACACUGUGAUAUUCAUUGUGUUUUCAAAAUCAACUCUUCAGGCUUCCCUACCCCUAAGAUCACGUGGUCUAAGCUGCGUGCCCCUCUCCCCUGGAGACAUAAGGUAGUGGACAACACCCUGGUCCUGCCCAGUGUUGGCCGGGCAGACUCUGGAGAGUACAUCUGCAACGCCACCAACAACAUGGGCACCACUGAAGUCACCAUCAUGCUGGACGUGGAGAGUGAGUCUCAAAAUCUGUGCACGCUGCUCUGGCCAGCUAAUCAUGAGAGAUAGAUUGGUUUCAUCAUUGAAAGCAAGUUCCCAGUCUGUACAGAAACACUAUGGAGAUAGAUAUGGAUACACUUAUGUAUAAAAAUGAACACGAGUAAACUGAAAGAUCUAUACACAAAAUAGAUCAUAAGGAACUGGUCCACUAGUGUAUAUGAAACAUAGGGCGGCAGGUAGCUUAGUGGUUAAGAGCGUUGUGCCAGUAACCGAAAGGUUGCUGGUUCUAAUCCCCGAGCUGACUAGGUGAAAAAUCUGUCGAUGUGCCCUUGAGCAAGGCACUUAACCCUAAUUGCUCAUGUAAGUCGCUCUGGAUAAGAGCGUCUGCUAAAUGACUAAAACGUUUUUAAAAAAUGUAUAGCUUGGCCAUUGGGACUGAAUAUUGGUCUUCACUGCCCAUUCCUUGCUCUGCUCAUGAGUAACAUUGUCCUAUCAAAUGUAUCACAAAUCAUGUCAUGUCCCAAUCAUCCUAACGUCUCAAUACCAUUCCCUGUCUCUACUCUCUAACCCUCCAUGUCUCGGUGAUGCAGCUCCUCCCUAUGCCACCUCCCUGCCCGACGACGUGGCAGUGCGUGUGGGCGAGGUGAUCCGGCUGCAGUGCCUGGCCCAUGGUACUCCCCCCCUGCUCUUCCAGUGGACCAAGCUGAACGGCAGUCUGUCCACCAGGGCCGACGUCCAGGGAGGAGACCUCCAGAUUAACCUAGCCAUAGCCGAGGACGCUGGCACCUACAAGUGUGUCGCCACCAACAAAGUGGGCACCAGCGAAGCACAUGCCAAAGUCACUGUCAGAUGUAAGUACCGUGCGCAGUCACAACUUUGUCUGUUCUUACUUUGCAAACCAAAUGGAGACCGACAGCUCAAUUACUUUGCAAUGGGAAAUACCUUCAUGAAGAGCAAACCUAAAAGCCAUGCGACUGUGAACUCAAAACAGAAUGUGUUUGUGUGGAUGCGUGCGUGUGGAUGUGUAGCGCCCCUGGCAGUGCGUGUGUCUCCUCAGGUGGAGGUAAAGGCCCGGGGUAGUGCUGUAGAGUUUACCUGCUCUGCUGCAGGAGGCCUGGGGACCACCAUGGAGUGGCUGAAGGAGGGAGGAGUCCUGCCCCCCAACCAUCACAUCAAAGAUGGGGUGCUGAGGUGAGUCAGUCCCACCAGGAGAGACACUUUACAGCAGGCAGUCAAAAUACAGAUAGUGAUCAACACAACUUAAAUACGAUCCAGAAUCAACACAACUUAAAGAUUAUCCAUGAUCUACACAACUUAAAGAUUAUCCAUGAUCAACACAACUUAAAGAUGAUCCAUGAUCAACACAACUUCAAGAUGAUCCAGGAUCAACACAACUUCAAGAUGAUCCAGGAUUAACACAAGUAAAUGUUGAUCCAGGAUCAACCUAACUUAAAUACGAUCCAGGAUCAAUACAACAUAAAGAUGAUCCAUGAUCAAAACAACUUAAAGAUGAUCCAGGAUCAAUACAACUUAAAGAUGAUCCAGGAUCAACACAACUUAAAUAUGAUCCAGGAUCAACACAACUUAAAUACAAUCCAGGAUCAACACAAAUAAAUGAUGAUCCAGGAUCAAACAGAUGAUGAUCCAGGAUCAUGUCCCAUUUGGUGAAAUCAGGAAGUGCAUUUUUGUUGUCUGUCUUGCACUGAUACAUUUGUGUGUUUUGUGUAGGAUUGAGAACCUGGAGCAGAGCAAUGAGGGCAUCUACAUCUGCAGAGCCACCAGUGUUCACGGCCAGGCCCAGGACUCCGCCAAGCUCACCAUCCAAGGUCUGUCCAACAUCCACAAAAUCACUGAGAUACACUGACACAAGUUUUGACUCACAACCCUGAGUUAUAACACUGGAGAAUUUGUAUAGCUGCUCUAUGCAAUAAUGAUCUGUUCUAAAUCAUGAACCCCUAAAUCAGGGGUGUCAAUGUGAUGAGUGUGAUGAAAGGAGUCAGGCGCAGGAGGGUAAUCACCGAAUACAGAGUUUAUUCCUUCGUUGACACACAAAUGCACUCAAAUAGUGAUCAACGAAACAGGCACAGGGGAAACACUCAUCCCUGGCAAAUACACUGUAACGGAUAUCCCAUAAUACAUAGGCACAGGGGAAAAUCUACCCUGGCCACAAAAUGUACGAGUAGCUCUACCGAGCUACACUACUCUCACAGCUAACAAUCACCCACAAGGACAAGGGGGCAGAGGGAACACUUAUACACGGACUAAUGAGGGGAUUAGAACCAGGUGUGUGUGAUUGACAAGACAAACAAAUGUGAUGAUGAUUGGGGCGGCAGUGGUUAGUAAGCCGGUGACGACGAACGCCGAAGCCUGCCCGAACAAGGAUGGGAGGCAGCCUCGGCCGAAGUCGUGACAGUCAAACAUACAGCCCGCGAGCCGGAUCCGGCACACAAGCUCAUUCAUUCUGGCCCGCAGGGGAGUUUAUUUUAGGCUAAAACCAAAUCGAAACUGUGUAGAAAUUGACCUACAUUUAUAGUCUCUUCACUCUGUCCAGCUUGCUAACAGUCAUCAAUAGUUUCUUCACUCUGUCCAGCUUGCUAACAGUCAUUUAAACGAAUGUCAGACAAUCAGGGAGCAUCGAAAAUGUAAAAAGCGAUGGAUAGAGGACUAUGUUUUGCUAAUUUUGAUGGCAUGGAAAUUUAAACCAAUUUUAAGUGCAGCGCUCCGGACCUUGGUGAAGACCGAAUGCGGCCUGCGGGGCAAAAUGAUUUUGACAGCCCUGCCCUAAAUGUAUCCAUUCCAGCAUUAAUUUAAUGUUGGUAUUGUCAGGUUUUUGGCCAUGACUGUUCGGGUUUUGGUCACUAGAUGUCCCCAUUGCACCUUUUGUACCUUUUGUUUUUCUUGCUCUAAUUAUUGUUUGCACCUGUAGGUCAUUCCCUUGUUAGUAUUUAAACCCUGUGUGUUCCUCAGUUCCUUGCUCAGUGUUUGUAAGUUAGCACCCAGCCCCAGCCCAUGCCUUGUUUUAUAUAGAUAUUUCUCUGGUGGGAUUUUCCAGAGGUUCUCUGGUUUAGUUCUUGUGUUUUGUUUGAGUAGUCUUUUGAGGUUUGUUUUUCCCUGCUGUUUUUUACCACUUUGUGGAGUUUCUUUUGUUUUUGGAGGUUUUCCUCUUUGUGCCUCUUGGCUUUAUUUUUGGACAUUGUGGAUUUAGCUUCUUUGCCUGAAGAUUUUGUUCUUUAAUAAACCACCAUCUCUAGUACAGCUGUGUCUGCCUCAUCUUCUGGGUUCUGACAAUUAUUAGUGACUGUUUCUCGCACCGGGUCGUGACAGAAACACUGAGCCACUAUUAUGAACCCAGAGGCAGCCAGUACCCAGGAUCUUUUUUCCAUGCUGUCCCACCAUGAGGGGACUGUCCAACGCCACGAAGCUGCUCUGGUUCAGCAAGAGGCCUUAAUGGCUAGACAUUCUCAACUUCUGUCAGAGAUGCUGACUUCCAUAAAGCAGAUUUCGGAUCGACUUUCCCCGGCAACCGCUUCUGCUCCAGUUCAUCCGAUUCAAGGGCCCCUGGCAGUUAAUCCCCUGGCUGAACCUCGUCUGCCGCCUCCCCAACGGUUCUCAGGGGAUCCGAGUGUUUGUAAGGGGUUUUUCACCCAAUGUUCUCUCUCCUUUGAGCUGCAACCAUCGUCGUUUCCCACCGACCGGUCCAAGAUAGCAUAUAUCAUCACCCUGCUGUCGGAAAAGGCCCUAGCCUGGGCUACUGCUGUGUGGGAUGCCCAAAGUCCCUGCUGUGCCAGCUACUCUACCUUUGCUGAAGAAUUCAAGCGAGUGUUUCAAGGUCCUACCAACGGCCCUGACUCAGCCAAACAGCUCCUGACUCUCCGCCAAGGUCGGCGCAGCGUGACGGACUAUGCCAUCCAGUUCCGCACUGUGGCAGCAGCAAGUGGCUGGAACGACGAGGCGCUCACAGUGUGUUUUUUGAAGGGUCUUUCUGACACCAUCCAAGAUGAACUGGCCACUCGGGAACCACCGGACAACCUCGAGUCCCUUAUCAAGUUGGCUUCACGCAUAGACCAGCGUCUGAGAGAGAGAGAACAAAACCAUAGACCGCUCACCCCAGCUCCUAUCGGUUCCAGCUCCGAGUCUCCACCUUUAUCCUCGCUGGCUCCACCAGAACCCAUGCAGGUUGGACGCAUCUCCCAGGCUGAGAGAGACCGCCGGAUGAGGGAGCGAUGCUGUCUAUAUUGCGGCAAACCGGGCCAUUUCCGCUCCACGUGUCCCGGGCUCCAGGGAAACGCACUCUCCCGUGCAGGCCUGGGAGGACUGUAACGGGAAACAUAACCUCCUCCCAUCAAUCCAACUCCCGCCUGCUCAUUCCAGUUACCCUCUCCUGGGACGACCACGAGUUUUCUCUUCAAGCCUUGGUAGACUCUGGAGCCGCAGGUAACUUCAUGGAUGGGAUCUGGGCGAAGGAGAAUGGCGUUCCUUCUGAACCUCUAAGUGACCCCAUAAGGGUUACUACGUUGGAUAGAAGUCCUUUGGGAUCUGGACUUGUCACUCGUGCCACUACCCCCUUACGACUUUCAGUUUCCCAACACCAGGAAGUGAUGAACUUUCAUCUGAUCUCCUGUUCCGAGUUUCCUCUCGUCCUUGGUUAUCCCUGGCUUCACAGCCAUAACCCUCACAUCGACUGGUCUGUGGGCACUAUCAAGCAGUGGGGUCCUACGUGCCAAGCCACUUGUAUCUUCCCGAGUUCCCAGAGUUCUCCUUCCGAGUCUCUAGAAUCCAUCGACUUGUCCCGAGUUCCCGAGUGUUACCAUGACCUCAAACUGGUAUUUAGCAAACAGAGGGCCACCAAACUACCACCCCAUAGACCUUACGAUUGCACCAUCGACCUGUUGCCGGGGACCUGCCCUCCCAGGGGUCGGAUCUUUUCCCUUUCCCCUCCCGAACGAGCUGCUAUGGAUACCUACAUCAAGGACGCUCUGACAGCAGGCCUCAUGCGUCCAUCUACCUCGCCGGCGGGAGCAGGGUUUUUCUUUGUGGCCAAGAAAGACGGUGGAUUACGACCUUGCAUCGACUACCGGGGACUCAAUGCCAUAACCGUCCGUAACCGCUACCCGCUACCUCUUAUGGCCACAGCCUUUGAGCUGCUCCAGGAAGCAGUUGUCUUCACUAAGCUUGACCUGCGGAACGCAUACCAUCUUGUGCGGAUCAAACCCGGGGACGAGUGGAAGACCGCUUUCAACACGCCUACUGGUCACUACGAAUACUCGGUGAUGCCCUUCGGCCUGACCAACGCUCCGGCUGUGUUCCAAGCGCUCAUAAACGAUGUGCUUAGGGAUAUGCUUAACAUCUUUGUGUUUGUUUACUUGGAUGACAUCCUCAUCUUUUCGAGCUCCCUUCAAGAACACACGAAGCAUGUCAGACAAGUGCUCAAACGCCUCCUAGACAGCCAUUUGUACGUUAAGCCGGAGAAGUGUGAAUUCCAUUCCUCUCGAGUACAAUUCCUGGGAUUUAUAGUGGAACCCGGACGAGUCCAGAUGGACCCCAAGAAGGUAGAGGCGGUAGCGGAUUGGCCCACCCCCAAGUCCGUUAAGGAAGUUCAGCGUUUCCUGGGCUUCACCAACUUUUACCGCAAGUUCAUCAAGAACUUCAGCUCGGUGGCAGCCCCUCUCUCGGCGGUAACCAAGGGUGGCAACACAAGGUUUCUGUGGGGAAGAGAAGCUGAGACGGCCUUCCAAGGACUCAAGCAGCGCAUCCUCUCUGCUCCCAUCCUGACACUACCAACGGCGGAUGAACCUUUUGUGGUGGAGGUAGACGCAUCAGAGGUUGGGGUUGGAGCUGUCCUGUCUCAGAGGGGUGAAGACAAGAAGCUUCAUCCUUGCGCCUUCUUCUCUCACCGGCUUACCCCGGCCGAGAGGAAUUACGAUGUGGGGGAUCGUGAACUCCUAGCGGUUAAGAUGGCAUUGAAGGAAUGGAGACACUGGCUCGAGGGGGCUUCUCAACCGUUUCAAGUGCUUACGGACCACAAGAAUCUGGAGUAUAUCCAGCAGGCGAAGCGGUUGAACGCCAGACAAGCUCGAUGGUCUCUUUUCUUCAGCCGAUUUCAGUUUAUCCUCACCUAUAGACCCGGGUCGAAGAAUCUCAAACCGGACGCCUUGUCACGAAUCUACUCUCCUGCCAUUCGAGAAGAUACUGACAUGACUGUCCUUCCGGCCGCUAAGAUCGUGGCUCCGAUCUCGUGGCAAGUGGAGGAUACCGUGAAACAAGCUCAAGCCAUCGAACCGGGCCCUGGAGGAGGUCCUGCUAAUCGGUUGUUUGUUCCCAAGGCAGCAAGGUCCCAAGUCCUUCGGUGGGGGCACUCCUCUCGCCUCACCUGUCACCCGGGCGUAGGCCGCACCUUGGAGUUCAUCCAGCGUAAGUUCGGGUGGCCCACCAUAAAAGAAGACGUUGCCACUUUCGUCAAGGCCUGUUCCGUGUGCUGCCAGGGCAAAUCUUCUCACCUCCGCCCUCAAGGACUCCUUCACCCUCUAUCUAUUCCCCACCGACCCUGGUCCCAUAUCUCGUUGGACUUUAUUACUGGCCUUCCUCCGUCCCAUGGUAAUACUACGAUCCUAGUCAUCAUCGACAGGUUUUCUAAGGCGGCCAGGUUUGUUCCUUUGACCAAAUUACCUUCUGCCAAGGAAACAGCUGAGUUGGUGAUUAACCAUGUGUUCCGAGUCUUUGGGAUUCCGCAAGAUAUGGUUUCCGACAGAGGUCCCCAGUUCGCCUCAAUGUUUUGGAAGGCCUUCUGCCAACUCAUAGGGGCCACGGCCAGUUUAUCUUCAGGGUACCAUCCGGAGUCCAAUGGCCAAACUGAGAGGAUGAAUCAGGAGCUGGAAACCACCCUCAGAUGCAUGGUUUCCAACAACCCGUCCACUUGGUCAUCCUUCAUUGUUUGGGCCGAGUACGCGCACAACACCUUGUGCUCCUCCUCCACUGGUAUGUCCCCGCAUGAGUGUCAGUUUGGCUAUGCGCCUCUAUUGUUCCCGGACCAGGAGGCAGAAGUCAGAGUGCCUUCAGCCUCGAGGUUCAUCAGACGCUGUCGGCUUACGUGGAAGAAGGCACGUCUUAAUCUUCUGCGUUCCUCUCAGCAGUACCAACGACAAGCCAACAGAGGUCGCCGUCCCGGUCCUACCCUGUACCCCGGCCAGAGAGUAUGGCUCUCAACUAAGAACCUACCACUACGGGUGGAGUCUCGCAAGCUGUCCCAGAGGUUCAUCGGUCCCUUUAAGAUUGCCAGGAGAGUCAAUCCCGUUACUUUUCGCCUGCACUUACCCAGAUCACUUAAGAUCAAUCCAACAUUUCACAUUUCUUUAUUAAAACCUGUUGUUUUUUCUCCCCUUAUCCCGGCAGGCAGACCUCCCCCUCCGCCCCGUGUCAUCGGUGGUCAGUCGGCUUAUACCGUCCACCGGAUACUGGAUUCCCGCCGGGUGCAGCGGUCCUGGCAGUAUCUGGUGGACUGGGAAGGCUACGGUCCCGAGGAGCGCUCCUGGGUUCCUGCCAAGGACAUACUGGACCCUGACCUCAUUCGUCAGUUCAGGGCCCUCCACCCUGAGAAGGCUGGUAGGAACGUCAGGAGCCGUUCCUAGGAGGGGGAUUCUGUCAGGUUUUUGGCCAUGACUGUUCGGGUUUUGGUCACUAGAUGUCCCCAUUGCACCUUUUGUACCUUUUGUUUUUCUUGCUCUAAUUAUUGUUUGCACCUGUAGGUCAUUCCCUUGUUAGUAUUUAAACCCUGUGUGUUCCUCAGUUCCUUGCUCAGUGUUUGUAAGUUAGCACCCAGCCCCAGCCCAUGCCUUGUUUUAUAUAGAUAUUUCUCUGGUGGGAUUUUCCAGAGGUUCUCUGGUUUAGUUCUUGUGUUUUGUUUGAGUAGUCUUUUGAGGUUUGUUUUUCCCUGCUGUUUUUUACCACUUUGUGGAGUUUCUUUUGUUUUUGGAGGUUUUCCUCUUUGUGCCUCUUGGCUUUAUUUUUGGACAUUGUGGAUUUAGCUUCUUUGCCUGUAGAUUUUGUUCUUUUAUAAACCACCAUCUCUAGUACAGCUGUGUCUGCCUCAUCUUCUGGGUUCUGACAAUUAUUAGUGACUGUUUCUCGCACCGGGUCGUGACAGGUAUUGACCCUCUCUCCUCUCCCAUCCACAGCCCUGCCUAAGGUGAUGAUCAAUGUACGUACCGCAGUGCAGACAGUGAUGUUGGGUAACUCCGUGGAGUUUGAGUGCCAGGCUAUCGGCGAGCCCCAGCCCACGGUGCGCUGGAGCAGGGUGGGAGGGCCACUGCCGGCACACAUCAUGGUGAAGGGAGACAUGCUGAAGAUCGAACAGGUGUCCGAGGCUGACGCUGGACAGUACCGCUGCACUGCCACCAACGACGUGGGCUCUGUGCAGUCUCAGGUGGUCCUACAUGUCCAAUGUGAGUAGAAAGAGAAGUGCACUGGACCUGUACGUCUGCAAACACACGCGCACCUGCACACAGACACGCAUACACACAGACACAAAGACACACACAACACACAUAUACACUCCUAUAGCCCUUGUCCCCUCUGAUCAUGUAUUGGUGGAUAUUUGUUUGUAAAGCCCUACCCCAGAUCGCAGCUCUACCAGAGCUGAAUGAAGUGACAGUGGGAUCAGAUGCUGUCCUGCCCUGUGUGGCAUCAGGAUACCCAGUGCCUGCCAUCAAAUGGUCCAAGGUAGCCAACACCCUAUCAGUGCAACGGAAAACAAACUAGUAAAGAUAGUGCCUAUCUGUUUCUGACCAUUUUCAUCUGCUUUGUGCCUAGUGAACAGGAUCCUGAUUUGACCCUUUGUAACAUGUUCUGUGUCCUUGUCUCUCUAGCUGGAUGGGGAACUCCCUCCUAAGUGUAGACAGGUAGUCAACACCUUGACGGUUCCCGAAGUGACCCACGAGGAUUCUGGGACAUACGUGUGCACUGCCUCCAACAAGCAAGGCAAAGUGGAGGCCUUAACCACCCUCAAAGUCCAUGGUCAGUCAGCUGUAUAUAAACACACUGUGAAAGGGAAUAUCAUAUUAUUGCCAGUAUCCAACUCGAUGAUUCCCUGUCCCCUAUCUCUAGUUCAUAGGCGGUAAGCUCAAUCGGAGGGAAACUUUCGACAUUGCCAGUAUCUAAAUCUAUGAUUCUCUAUCCUUUAUCUCUACAGAUCGAGUGAUGCCCUAUUUCACCCAGGAGCCCCUGUCCUAUCUCACUCUGCCCACAAUCAAGAACGCCUAUAAGUCCUUCAGCAUCAAGAUCAGCUUCAGGCCAGACAAUCCUGAUGGUGAGGACUUAUGUACUGAAAAAUAGCUUUCUCUGCACAGAUGAUGUGCACCAGUGGAUUUGCAUCUUUUGCUUUAUGAUAGUUUCACUGACUACAGUGAUCCUGACUGCAUCUGUUAUGAUGUCUUUGUGUCAUUGAGUACAUUCUCUUUCCUUGUUUUUUUGUUGUGUGUCAUAUGUUUUUUCACAUGAUUUCACCCCCCUCUUCUUCUGUUCAUCCACACACUCCCUCUCUUCUCACCCAUGCGGUGUGAAGGUCUCAUACUGUAUGCGGGUGAGUCGCAGUGCUUGAGCUCACACACUCAAGACUGAUGCAGGUGAUGCUUUUUGGGCUGAAAAGCCAGAAAAGCCACCAGUGAUGUUGACCUUUUACCUUACCAUAAUGCAUCCUAAUGUAGAGGACAGCUGGUGGCUGUGAGAGAGAAGCCUAUUGAAGAAUGGCCUAUGUCCUCAUUCAGGCAUGAUGGCUGUAUUGGCAACCCUCCCGCUCGUCAUUCCAUUACAGUCCACUUCAUCUCUCUGCAUCAGCUUCUACCUACAAGACUGCCCUGCUGCUUCUAAAGACAAGCUUUAUUAUUGCAAAAUGAAUGUCUUAUUAGCCUAGACAGUGAAUAGGCCUCAUAAUGGAGAUUGGACAGUACUGUAUGUAAGCCCCACCAGUGAGGUGGGCCGCUUCAAUGGGUGACACUCAUACUCUGAAAACAACUUCCAUACCAGCUCAUGGAAGCUGUACAGAGUGAACUAUCCAACAACAAAAUACAAUUGUGCCGCAUUUAAGAAAUCUCUCUUUGCUAUAACCUCUCCCUUUCAGAGCCAUAGAUGUUAGGGAUAUGUUUAUGAGGAGGAGGCAUGGUUUUAGACUGCCCUGGCUUUGACCUUGCUGAUGAUGGUUGCAGUGCUGGUUGGGCAGAGUUUAGCAGAGCAUGUGUCGUUGGCAUGCAGCCAGUGUGAAGGCAGAGAUACUGACAGUUUGAUACAGAGCAGAGCGAUGCCCCAGGGCAGCACAUACUAGAACCUGGCUUUGACUGUCCCAAGCUUGGCCCUUAACCAGCUAGCAUGCAGCUUCUUGGACUGAGUGACCUCAGUUCUCCUCCUGGUGCCAGGGGGACUGUUUGUCUCUGACUGGCUCCAGGGGGCGAGGGUGUGUACCAAGCUAACUGUACCUCCACUGGUCCACCAGGUAUGAUCAUCUAUAAUGGACAGAAGAGGACCAUGGGAGCAGACUUCAUCUCUCUGGGGCUGGUGGGAGGCAGGCCUGAGUUCAGGUGAGCACCUGGCUGUCAUUCUGGUGCAUUAGGGCUACCGAUAUGAACACUAUAUGAGCUCAAUGUGUAAGAAUAAACAAGCUGUUGAUGAAUGGUAACUUGAACUGUCAUUAGUCUCUGUCAACAUUAGCUGAUGAUGAUGGAUCACAAUCAUGAUGGCAAAACGACAAUGGCAGCGAUAACUCUAACCUGAACUGUUUUCUCCUGCCAGGUUUGACGUGGGUUCUGGCAUGGCCACCAUCCGCUACCCCACCCCCAUCAAACUGGGAGAGUUCCACACCAUAGAGCUCUACCGCAACCAGACCCAGGGCUCCAUCAUAGUGGACAGAGAGGCCCCUGUCAAUGGGAGCUCACAGGUAGUCCCACUCAAAUUGUUUAGAUCCUGAGACUGUUGAACAAUGUCAUUCGUACGAAGAGAAUAUCCAACAGAAGCACCCAGGUAGUUUCAUAUAGCCAGUUAUAGACUGUUGAAUUCAUAUAAAGUACAUAUCCAGGAGAUUAAUCCAUGAACACUGUUUCCUGUCUUGUAUCAAAGGGCAAGUUCCAGGGGCUGGAUCUGAACGAGGAGUUGUAUGUGGGUGGUUACCCCAACUACACCCUCCUGGCCAAGACCGCUGGCCUCAAGACCGGCUUUGUCGGUAAGAGAUCACUUUCAACCAGAACACCUGGUACAACACAAAUGUCCCAUACUUCAGGGAACAGUAGAUACAUUUAUAACAUACAUUCUUUGUUUGUUUUGUAGUUGGUUAUUUCUUAACAGUAAACAAUACUUUGCUGAUCACUGUUUUGGAAUGUUCCCAUUGGUUUUUGUUCUUGGUUCUAUCCAGGGUGCAUCCGUAAGCUGGUCAUCCAAGGUGAUGAGAUCAUCUUCAAGGAUCUGGACCGCAGCUCCACGGGCGUGUCCAACUGUCCCAUCUGCACUGACCGCCCCUGUCAGGUCAGCUGACAACCACGUCCUCAGACCCCACUUGAAAUACAUUCAUGCAUUCAUUCAUUGUGGUGUUGUGUUUCAGAAUGGAGGGGUGUGCCAGGACUCUGAGGCCAGUCUGUACAAGUGUAGCUGUCCCAGAGGAUUCACAGGGAGUAACUGCCAGCACCACUCCUCCCUGCACUGCCACCCAGAGGCUUGUGGACCGGACGCCACCUGCAUCAACCGUCAGAACACCCUGGGCUACGACUGCCGAUGCCACCUGGGCAAGUCUGGAAACAAGUGCAUGGAUGGUAAGGGAAACAGGUUUUCUUCCUGAGCAAUGCCCACUUUCCUGUAUUGCCAUUGAGGCAUAAUCACACCUUACUAGAUAUAAUAGAAAUUCUCUCAAUAUCUUGUUUGUUUGUUUUUAGGCAUUUUGGUCACAUAAUAUCUCAACAUCUUGUUUUUUUGUGGCAUUUUUAUCUUAACAUCUUGUUGAUGUUUGUUUCCUCUAGGUGAAUUGGUGACUACUCCCCUGUUUGAUGGUUUGGACUCGUACAUUGAGUACCCUGCCCUGACCAACAUCCACAACGACCUGCGCAUCGAGAUGGAGUUCAAACCCAUGGACCAGGACGGCCUGAUGUUCUUCAGCGUGGGCAAGAAGAUGAAGACAGAGGACUUUGUCUCCCUGGAGAUGGUAGACGGAUACGUGCAGUUCCGCUAUGAACUGGGGACUGGUGAGAGCAUAAAGAUAUAGUAUAAUAAUAUCUAUAGUAUACUACUAUGUUACGUGUGUAUUGUGAUAGCUACUCAACCUGGUGUAUCCUCUCCGACUGUUACCUUAAGCUUGUUAUGGUUGUGCCAUAGAUUCUUGAAUCUUAACUUAUAGAUCGAGUCUCCAAACACUGUAACUCUGUUGACCGAUACGAUCAGGGAAUCUGUUGUCUAGGGUUUAAGUAUCUCCGCUGUUUCAUUGGCCUAGUUUUCACACGAAGCACCUCUCAGGCACCCACAAAACAGUGGAAAGGAAAUUAGCAAGCCACUAGCAAGCACUGACGCGCUCAGACAUAGUGCCGUAGUGGAAACCAUGCUACUACUGUCUUUGUUUCCAGGCCAAGCUGUCCUGCGCAGUCCUGAGCCGGUCACCCUUGGCCAGUGGCACCGCAUGGAAGCCGGGCGCCUCGACAAGGAUGGCUCUCUGACGGUUGACGGUGGUCGGGAGGUCAGGAGGUCGUCGCCAGGCAAGGCCCAGGGCCUGAACAUCCACACCCCCAUGUACCUGGGAGGAGUCCCCAACAUGGAGAUCGUACCCAAGGCCCUUAAUAUCAGUGAUCUGUUUGUUGGAUGCAUAGGAGAGGUGAGCUCAACACACACACACACACAGAGGGAGAGUGAGAGACGUGAUGAUUCAUGAUUCCCUCUAUUACCAUUCAUAACCACUUAUGUCAUGUUUAUAAUCACCUUAGUACCUCCACAAUGUCACGUCGGAUAUCCAGAUACAGAACAGUCACAGAAUAUCUGUGUACAAUAGUGGUGGAAAACAAAUAUGACAAAUGUCUUAUUUUCCCUGAUCAUUUGACUUGAUUGGACCUUUAACCUCUACCAUGUUUAUUGUCCCUUGUCCAGGUGUCCAUCAAUGGUAAGAAGGUGGACCUGUCCUACAGCUUCACAGACAGCAUGGCCAUCGUCCAGUGUAAGGACAACAGUCCCUGUGACCGCAACCCCUGUCUGAACGGGGCCAGAUGCAUGCCCAGCGCUGAAUAUGAGUACCAGUGUCUCUGCAAGGAUGGCUUCGAGGGUGAGUCCAUUGUAAAUGUUAAAUGACUUACAAUCUAUGGCAUUUCAGUUUGGUUAGAGCUAUAUGCCAUAGAUUGAUUUAAGAAUUGGCAUUCAAUAACCCUAUGCUAACCUAUUCUGAAAAUAAUAUUUACCAAAUCAAAAAUGUAAUCAUCAAAUUAAAUUGUAUUCGUCACAUGCUUUGUGAACAUGUGUAGACUAGCAGUGAAAUGCUUACUUACAGGCCCUUCCCAACAAUGCAGAGAUAAAAUAAAAUAAAUAAUAGAAAGAUAAUAACACGAGAAAUAAAUACACAAUGAGUAACGAUAACUUGGCUAUAUACACGGGGUACCAGUACCUAGUCGAUGUGCAGGGGUACGAGGUAAUUGAGGUAGAUACACUACAUUACCAAAAGUAUGUGGACACCUGCUUGUCGAACAUCUCGUUCCAAAAUCAUGGGCAUUAAUAUGGAGUUGGUCUCCCCUUUGCUGCUAUAACAGCCUCCAAUUUUCAAGGAAGGCUUUCCACUAGAUUUUGAAACAUUGCUGCGGGGACUUGCUUCCAUUCAGCCACAAGAGCAUUAGUGAGGUCGGACACUGAUGUUGGGCGAUUAGGCCUGGCUCGCAGUCGGCGUUCCAAUUCAUCCCAAAGGUGUUCGAUGGGGUUGAGGUCAGUGCUCUGUGCAGGCCAGUCAAGUUCUUCCAUACCGACAAACCAUUUCUGUAUGGACCUCGCUUUGUGCACAGGGGCAUUGUCAUGCUGAAACAGGAAAGGGCCUUCCCCGAACUGUUGCCAGAAAAUUGGAAGCACAGAAUCGUAUAGAAUGUCAUUGUAUGCUGUAGCGUUAAGAUUUCCCUUCACUGGAUCUAAGGGGCCUAGCCCAAACCAUGAAAAACACCACCAGACCAUUAUUCCUCCUCCACCAAACUUUACAGUUGGCACUGUACAUUGGGGCAGGUAGUGUUCUCCUGGCAUCCGCCAAACCCAGAUUCGUCUGUCAAACUGCCAGAUGGUGAAACAUGAUUCAUCACUCCAGAGAACGCGUUUCCACUGCUCCAGAGUCCAAUGGCAUCGAGCUUUACACCACUCCAGCCGACGCUUGGCAUUGUGCAUGGUGAUCUUAGGCUUGUGUGCAGCUGCUCGGCCAUGGAAACCCAUUUCAUGAAGCUCUCGACAAACAGUUGCUUCCAGAGGCAGUUCGGAACUCGGUAGUGAGUGUUGCAGCCAAGGACAGACGAUUUUUACGCGCUUCAGCACUCGGCGGUCCCGUUCUGUGAGCUUGUGUGGCCUACCACUUCGCGGCUGAGACGUUGUUGCUCCUAGAUGUUUCCACUUCACAAUAACAGCACUUACCGUUGACCGGGGCAGCUCUAGCAGGGCAGAAAUCUGACUAACUGACUUGUUGGAAAGGUGGCAUCCUAUGACGGUGCCACGUUGAAAGUCACUGAGCUCUUCAGUACGGGCCAUUCUACUGCCAAUGUUUGAUUCUACUGCCAAUGUUUGUCUAUGGAGAUUGCAUGGCUGUGUGCUCGAUUUUAUACACCUGUCAGCAACGGGUGUGGCUGAAAUAGCAAAAUCCACUAAUUUGAAGGGGUGUCCACAUACUUUUGUAUGUAUAGUGUAUGUACAGUGGGGAAAAAAAGUAUUUAGUCAGCCACCAAUUGUGCAAGUUCUCCCACUUAAAAAGAUGAGAGAGGCCUGUAAUUCUCAUCAUAGGUACACGUCAACUAUGACAGACAAAAUGAGAAAACAUUUUCCAGAAAAUCACAUUGUAGGAUUUUUAAUGAAUUUAUUGGCAUAUGAUGGUGGAAAAUAAGUAUUUGGUCAAUAACAAAAGUUUCUCAAUACUUUGUUAUAUACCCUUUGUUGGCAAUGACACAGGUCAAACGUUUUCUGUAAGUCUUCACAAGGUUUUCACACACUGUUGCUGGUAUUUUGGCCCAUUCCUCCAUGCAGAUCUCCUCUAGAGCAGUGAUGUUUUGGGGCUGUCGCUGGGCAACACAGACUUUCAACUCCCUCCAAAGAUUUUCUAUGGGGUUGAGAUCUGGAGACUGGCUAGGCCACUCCAGGACCGUGAAAUGCUUCUUACGAAGCCACUCCUUCGUUGCCUGGGCGGUGUGUUUGGGAUCAUUGUCAUGCUGAAAGACCCAGCCACGUUUCAUCUUCAAUGCCCUUGCUGAUGGAAGGAGUGUUUCACUCAAAAUCUCACGAUACAUGGCCCCAUUCAUUCUUUCCUUUACACGGAUCAGUCGUCCUGGUCCCUUUGCAGAAAACAGCCCCAGGAUGUUUCCAACCCCAUGCUUCACAGUAGGUAUGGUGUUCUUUGGAUGCAACUCAGCAUUCUUUGUCCUCCAAACAUGACGAGUUGAGUUUUUACCAAAAAGUUAUAUUUUGGUUUCAUCUGACCAUAUGACAUUCUCCCAAUCCUCUUCUGGAUCAUCCAAAUGCACUUCAGACGGGCCUGGACAUGUACUGGCUUAAGCAGGGGGACACGUCUCGCACUGCAGGAUUUGAGUCCCUGGCGGCGUAGUGUGUUACUGAUGGUUGGCUUUGUUACUUUGGUCCCAGCUCUCUGCAGGUCAUUCACUAGGUCCCCCCGUGUGGUUCUGGGAUUUUUGCUCACCGAUCUUGUGAUCAUUUUGACCCCAUGGGGUGAGAUCUUGCGUGGAGCCCCAGAUCGAGGGAGAUUAUCAGUGGUCUUGUAUGUCUUCCAUUUCCUAAUAAUUGCUCCCACAGUUGAUUUCUUCAAACCAAGCUGCUUACCUAUUGCAGAUUCAGUCUUCCCAGCCUGGUGCAGGUCUACAAUUUUGUUUUUGGUGUCCUUUGACAGCUCUUUGGUCUUGGCCAUUGUGAAGUUUGGAGUGUGACUGUUUGAGGUUGUGGACAGGUGUAUUUUAUACUGAUAACAAGUUCAAACAGGUGCCAUUAAUACAGGUAACGAGUGGAGGACAGAGGAGCCUCUUAAAGAAGAAGUUACAGGUCUGUGAGAGCCAGAAAUCUUGCUUGUUUGUAGGUGACCAAAUACUUAUUUUCCACCAUAAUUUGCAAAUAAAUUCAUUAAAAAUCCUACAAUGGGAUUUUCUGGAAUUUUUUUCCUCAAUUUGUCUGUCAUAGUUGACGUGUACCUAUGAUGAAAAUUACAGGCCUCUCUCAUCUUUUUAAGUGGGAGAACUUGCACAAUUGGUGGCUGACUAAAUACUUUUUUUCCCCACUGUACAUAUAGGUAGGGAUAAAGUGACUAGGCAACAGGAUAGAUAAUACAUUUACAUUUACAUUUUAGUAAUUUAACAGAUGCUCUUAUCCAGAGCGACUUACAGUAUAAACAGUAGCAGCAGCAUAUGUGAUGAGUCAAGAGUUAGUGCAAAGAUGGGUCAAUGCAGAUAGUCCUAUUGGUUAACUAUUUAGAAAAUGUCACUGCAGUGUGUAUCUGUCCUCCUGAUGCCACUUUGACCCCUCUAACCCUGACCACUGACCCCUGUCUCUGUGCCCUCUCCAGGUGAGCGCUGUGAGGUGGUGAAGGAUACCUGUCAGAGCAGUGACCAGUGCCAGAAUGGAGGCAGCUGUGUGAAUGGCCAGUGUGUGUGUCCUAUAGGCUUCAAUGGCCCCAUCUGUGGGCAGAGUGAGUACUGCUCUCUUACCUUCCUAUACACUGGACACAACACAACCAUUCCACUACAUCUUGGUCCUCUGUAGGGCUCUUGGUGGUCCUCUGUAGCUCCGUUGGUAGAGCAUGGCACUGGCAGUGGCAACGUCAGCAUAGUGGGUUCGAUUCCCGGGACCACCCAUACGUAAAAAAUGUACGCAUGACUGUAAGUCGCUUUGGAUAAAAGCGUCUGCUAAAUGGCAUAUUAUAUUUAUUAUAUUAUCUUGAGAUGCAACUUUGUUAUCAUAGAGAAUGAGGGAGACCAGCAGAACAAAUGGAACAAUUCUGGAUAGAGAAUCUGGAUAAGGAAUCAUUAGAACCUAAUUAUAACGCUUCAGAAUGUAUUCACUGGUGGCAAUAUAUUGUAUUUUAGUUUUCUACCAAUUACUCCAAGAAUUACCCUGUUACCAUAAAAGCUGAUGUAUGGUAUAAUUGUGAAUGAGGACUUUGUUUGCAGCACUGUGUCUUUAUUAGCUAGGAGAUAAAGAUAUCUGUGGAGAUACCAUGAAAUCGCUUCACAGUAGCACUGUGUAUAUGUUCGCUUUAGAAUACGCCCUUAUCAUCUUGACCGAGAUAAUAGUUACCAGUAGACAUAACGGAUAAGUGCUAAAUGACUAAAAUGUAAAUAACAAUCUCUGUCCCAUAGGGCAUUGCAUUAGCUAGACCUCAACCAGACCGCUCGUCUAAGGAAUGGUCCCAUAUGAAGAUGAUUCUCCACACCCUAACCUCCAUACCAUAACAUCAGACAGCUAGUCUAUAGGAUCCAGCAGUGCUCUGAAGUGUUGGGUGUCAAAGCCACAUGAUCUAAUGUGUCUUACUCCAGGCCUCUCAUGGUUGUAUCCCACACACACAGGCCAGGUCUCCAGCUUCGCCGAGGCCCUGUGGAAUUUGGAGGGUAGUGGGGGGAAUGGUACAGUAUCCCUCCCUUCAGUUCUGCCUGACAUAACCGUGACUAACCGUCAGGGGCCCCACCGACCGACCUGAGGGCCCCAAAGAGUCCCCGCGGGUCCCCGCCGCCAGCCUAACACACUCAGCAAAUCAGAGAAACAAGUCACUUACACGACACGUAUACUAUACUACCAAACCAACACUACACAUGUCUGUACUGUACUCAACUGGUGGCUGGGGUUCCUAUCUGUGACAUGUUGGGAGAGGGGAAUUCUAUGUUGUUAAAGGCUAAGUGUACUGUAGCAUGCAGAUGGAUAUUACGUCAUCUUGCGGUUGUGUCUCAGCAGCUUUUGGCCUUGUGACACUUUUUCUUUGUCUUGUUUUAGAUACCGUAUAGGUUUUAAAUGUAGAAUUCCCCUUUUUUCCUCUCCUAAACAAGCGUCCUGUCGAGUCUGACAUAAUAACCAACCACUCACUGCAACAAGAACUUCUGUUCCGUCUCCCGUCUUCCGAACUGCCUGUCCAAAACAACAACAGAAACAACUAUUUUUUUCUCCACUACUGCUGUCGUUGGGAACUGAGAAUGUGAAAUGCAUUUUUCUACAUAUUGGUACAAGGAUGUUCGUUGUCAGUUACUAACCACUAAAAGUAUUUUUAUGAAAGGAUUAUGAUGUGAAAGCUGUUUGGGUGUGAAACUCCUGAAGAUGAUAACUACGCAUGGAGUACUCAAUCUUCUGGGUCUACACUGCACUGUGAUACCUGUAUCUUUAGACUCAACAAACAUAGUGUGUGUAAGGAAUGACGUACUAUGGAGACUGUCAUCUGACUGUGGAGUUUUGUACAGUUUGUCUGUCAAUACAGAAUCUGCAAUCUGCAACAUUGGUAUAAAAUACUGUAUUAAGGAAUACGUGUCAAAAAUAGAGCUAUUUGAAAUAUUAAUACAAAUAUUGUUCCUAAAGUCAAAUGAUAAGAAAAUGCUCUUUGUCUUUUCCCCUCUUUCCAUGUCUUUCUUCGCUCUUGUGUAACUACUGUAGUUUCUAACUGAGCCAGUUGGACGGUUCUAUUCACCCUGCUGCCACCGGAGGGAGCUCUAACACUUAGGAUCACUAUGGCAACAUACAGGAAACUGAAGUGCUGUGUUUUCUACUCUAUUUUUAUAGAUGCCCCCAUUGAGUAUGCUGCUCAAUUCUAUGACAACGGUUACCUUUCUCUUCCCAAGACUAUCUUCCCCAGAAGGUGAGCCAGAGUUUCCUAAGUGGGGAAAGCAGCAACUUUCUUUAAGCUGUAUCAGUUUCCUUCUCUAAAAUUGUCACUAUUGUAGUGAGGCAUUGACGUGGUCUUUGUAGUUUUAAAUCUCUUUCUCUCUCUCUCUCUCUCUCUCUAUCUCUCUCUCUCUCUCUCUCUCUCUCUCUCUCUCUCUCUCUCUCUCUCUCUCUCUCUCUCUCUCUCUCUCGCUCUCUAUCUCUCUCUGUGUGUGUGUGUGUGUGUGUGUGUGUGUGUUGCAGCGGCCCUGAUGCUCCAGAGACCAUCGAGAUGGAGCUCAAGGUCAACACCUCCUCCAAAGAGGGCCUGAUCCUGUGGCAGGGAGUGGUAUGUCCUAACCUAGUCACCGUAUUACUAAUAAUAACCUAGUCACCGGGGCAUUACUCAGCACUCCUUAUCAUCCUUACUAUCUAAUCACGUAUUUACCAAUAACCCACCUAUACAGCAUUACCUACCUUUUACACUCACUGUCAGUAAUAAUACAUUGGAUAUUUAUAAAGCUUUUCUAAGACUCAAAGAGGUUCGCUGACAUUCAACUGCUCUUUUCUGUUUGGUUAUUAAUAAUGUUUGGCUCUCACAGCUCACUCCUUACUCAUUGCAUUGAGAUUGAUGCAACUUACAGACUGGCUGUUGGUUUGGCAUGUUGGCUCUGAGCGAGCCAUGUCACAGUUCCAGGUCCAGGCAUGGUUUGUCAUGGUUUUGACAGCACUGUUUUGUUUGACUGCACUGCAUGUUGCCUGGUUGCUGCUUUGCCUCUCUAACCCGACCCCCCUGCCAUCUUCCCCAGGAACCCUUUAAUGGCGCUAGCCAUUUCCGCAAGAUGCAUGCUAGUAAAAAGGUAUCCACCUCACCAAAACACCUGGUAAAUAUGGUAUAUUUCAGGAUAUGUACUUCACAGGAGGUUGGUGGCACCUUAAUUGGGGAGGACGGGCUCAAAGUAAUGGCUGGAAUGGAAUAAAUGGCAUGAUAAUCAAACUCAUCAAACACAUGGCUUCCAUGUGUUUGAUAUCAUUCCAGCCAUUAUUAUGAGCCGUCCUCCCUUCAGCAGCCUCCUGUGAUGUACUUCAUGUAUAGAUGUAUUGUGAGAUAAUUUGACAGUCUUACACUACUAUGGACUACAUGUUUUGAAAUGUACAACAAUCUGGAUAAGGCUACUUGGAUCUAUAUAUAUUGUUGUCUCCGGCUGGAGCAGCCUACUACUUUUAGUUAUCUAAUCAAUUCAAUCAAUCAAUCUUUAACAUUUACAUUUACAUUUUAGUCAUUUAACAAUGUACUAUAAUAUGCACCAUGGCUGUGGCAGCUUCAAUGCUUAUUGUUAUGUUGCAUGUAACUUAGUUUGUACUGUACUCCCAAAAGGAGCUUGAUUCAGGUUUGUGAUCAAAGUUUGAAUAGGUAUACAAAUAUAUUUGCAUGUAUCUUAUACAAUACAGGCAACUCCACAAGUCUUAUUUACAGAAAACAUGUACACUUAGUAUAUGAAAAAAUCCAUUAUGGUUUUAAAAUAUGAUCCAUAUAUAUAUAUGAUAUAUGAUAUUUUUUUGUCUGUCAUUACUUUCCUAUAAUGUGUCACCUAAACAACUUUAUUUCCAGGAACUUGGAGAUCAAGGCAAGGGCAAAGACUUUAUAAGUCUUGGUCUGCAAAAUGGACACUUAGUCUUCAGGUAAGAAAGCAUCACUGUCAUGACUGUUUUUCUUUUUGAUUAUUGUGGUUUCCUAAGGAAUAUGCCAUGCUUACGGGUCAUAUAUAACUAAUUGGUAAAGUAUUGUUUGCACCAGUCCUAAAUAAGCACAUAGGUGAUCAUUCUCCUCUAUGUAGUCCUACUGUAGUAGUAAUGCUACUGUUGCAUGUUCCCUGUCUGUCCACAGCUACCAGCUGGGCAGUGGAGAGUCUCAGAUACAGUCCAGAAAGCCCAUCAAUGAUGGCAGGUGGCACAAGGUCACUGCUGUGAGGUACUGUGCAAUUCAUGACCUUCCACUCUCAUGUUCUGAUACACCUCCUAUUAUCAGUCCCUCCAUGAUUCCACCAUUCUGCGAUCGCAAUUUUCUUUGUUAAAUCAAUUCCCUUGCAUAUUUGGGCUUGCAUAUUUGACCAAUCACCGCACUAUUUCCGCUUAAAACAGUGAAAUCAUCGCAAUAUUAUCGUAUUAAACUGAGCCAUCACCACAGUACAAAAAGGAGGCUCACAAUUUCAACCAAUCACCGCACAUUUACCGCAUAAUAUGGUUCAGUCAAGCCAGACGUCAACAAACGGUUUCCCUUGUCAGCACAUUUUCGCGACAAAUAUUGCCAUGCAAAAUCUCAAAAUUGCUUCAGCAAAAUCAAGCAUUUUUGCUCGCAAAUAUCACAAAAUAUCUUGGAGGGACUGUAUUUUUUACUUUUUAUUUUUCACGUCUUCUUCAUCUUGUGUUUUCAUACAGUGUCUUUAAAAAUGGAUUUAUAAUGAAUAUCUAAUGUCACUGAUAGAUCUAUUUUGAAUUGAUUUUUGGUAGUGGUGUAUUUUCUCAAUGAAUGUACUCUCUCUGUGCUUUGUGGCGAAGUGUCUUGUGCUUUGUGACAAAGUGUCUUGAUCAUACGAGUAAGGGAAGUUUUCUGUGUGUGUGUGUGAUCAGAACUGGUAAACAGGGAUAUAUUCAGGUAGACGGAGGAGCCAUUCAACGAGGACAAUCACAAGGCAAAAGCAUCAUGGUGAACACCAAAGGCAACGUAUACCUGGGUACGUCACCUUCCUGUUAGGGACCUGUUGGGAAAAUGUCAAGUAUUAUAUUUCAAAGUCUCCAAAGAGUAGAGAAAUACAGUACCUUAAAUAUCCUGUUUUCAAAGUGUCUAAAGUGUACAAACUUACAGUGUCCCAAAUCUGUAGGGAAAUGACUGACUGACAGAGGUGAUAUCGUGUCUUCUCUAAGAACAUGCACUGAGUGUGUGUGUGUGUGUGUGUGUGUGUGUGUGUCUGUUUGUUUGUUACAGGGGGAGCCCCAGACAUAUCUGCGAUGACGGGAGGGAAGUUCUCCUCGGGGCUCACAGGCUGUGUGAGGAACCUGUCUCUGAUGAACGCCCGGCCGGGAGAGCAGCCAGCUAGACCCAUCGAGCUACAGGCUGCCGCAGAGAAUGGCAUCAACGUGGGGCGCUGCUCCUCAUAGACCUAUAGCAGCCCCCCCCCCCACACACACACACACACACACACACACACAGAGACUAUGGA